UGCCAGUACAAAUGUCACUGUAAGAACAAUGUAGCUUGUAAUUUUACCAAUGGUGACUGUCCCAAUGGAUGUGAUAGUGGAUGGUUUGGUCCAGCUUGUCAGUUUGGUAGGCCACUGAACUUUAUGUACAAGGCCUUAUUUAAUUAAAUCGUCUUAUAAGCGUUUUGUGUUGUUGUUUUUUUCCAGCUACGUUAAAAACCCAAAUGUGCCAAAUGUUUCUGGUACUUUUCAAAUAGCUCCAGAAUAAAAUCCGCUAAAAUUUAAAUAACUAAAUUAUAAUCAAUUACUAUUGCUUUCAAACCUUGCUCCUUAUAUCUUAACAAAGAAAAAGUAUUUUGUAUUAGGACAUGGAACGAUUAUAAGAAAAUUACCAAACAAUUGACAAUUUUUUUUUCCAGCUGAUAUUGCAAAAAAGGCAUCACUAAAUUUCGUUGGAGAAAGUGCACGAGAUAUCACAGUGAUUACAGAUGGGAAUGAUACAUCCUGUGCAGCUCAAACAGGCUCAAAUUCAUUACUGGAUGUCACCUGGACAUUUGACUUUUAUUUCAUAUGGUUGAGGGCUGUUUUCAAGAAGUCUGGUAAUUACAGAAUCUUUUCGAAUCUUUUAAAAUGUAUUAACAUUAUCUACUUGAUUUCUAAAUAACAUAUGAAGAUAUUUAACAAGGAAAUGGAGUUAUGUGGAAGUUUAAACAAAAUUGAAUGUGUGUUGUUACAAUACUUUAGACAUUCUAACCUAUAUUGUAAUGCCAUCAGUCACUUAUAUUGAAUACUUCAUUUCGAAUGUGUUUUUUUAGAAAUUAAAAAAGAAGACAUUUCCAUAAAGUUUCCGGACUACCCAAAAACACAACCGCUGGAAUGUUCAAAUGUCUUUGUGGACAACACUACAAUCGACAUUUAUUGUAACAUGUCUAAACCUGUCCACGAAAUAGUUCUGAAUGGGUCGGCAUUGGACACAAUCUGUUCACUUUAUAUCAGCCAGGGUAAUAUGUCAAGAUAAUUUAUACUUUAUAAAUGAAAUGGACUUCCUGAUUUAAUUCUUGCUUCGAUACUAUAUAUUCUGAUUAAUUCUACUUUAACAAAAUUAUAUUAUAUCUGGAAGCAGUGAACAAGUUUGCUAGAUUUAUUUAUUUACUAUUAAACUUUAAAAAAGGAGUUAGGAGUAUUUAAUUCAAAAAUUUCAUUGUUAAUUGUUUAUAAUAUCAAAAGAUAACUUAUUUGAUUUUGAUUUUUUAAAGUAACUGUCUUUAUAUUGUAUUUUAUUUUAACUUGGAGGCACUAUCAUGGUGAUUGUAAAAAUCCAAUUUACCAUCAUCGCAUUCAUGUAAUAAAACAGAGCGUGGAGCUUACUGCUGGCAGUGCUAAGGCAACCCAAACCCCUUCCCAUUAAUUGCAUAAAAUGAUCUCAAAUAGUCAUUGCAUUAUAAUAGCGAGGUCUUGCAAAUAAUAAUUAUUUUCUUUGACGAAAACACGAGGUCAAUAAACACGUUACGCACUCUCUUAAAAUCGCCAGGUCGAAAUGUUGCGCUGAAGCAGAAAACUGAUCAAACAUCGACAGAGAAUCAAAAUUUUACAUCAAGUAACGCUGUUGAUGGUUACACAAACUGGGACGACUACUCUUGUACACAAACAAAGCUUAGCGGUGAACUUGAUCCGACGUGGACUUUGCACCUUCAAAAUCCAGUUACAGUGCAAACUUAUACAAUUUACAACAGAAAUGGAAGUUUGUAGAUAAUUGAUUUUUAUAUCAUUUAUGUCAUGUUAUAUAAAAACCAUUCUACAUAUUUAAUUAUUGCACUGAAAUAAAUAUUACAAAUUUAGAAUUUAAAAUUAUUUUUGUUGGUGAAAUCAAUGAUAUUUUACACAAGAUAGAAGUUUUGAAAAUUUCUUGUUAUUUUAGUCUGUUUCGGGAGAUAUUAUAUCAACUCAAAAUUGAUAUGAUCGUGUUUAAUAUAUGCAUGCACAAAGUAAUAGGAUUAUAAUCAUGUUAUAAUCAUGUUAGAAAAUGUUUAGCAUUUGAUAUAAGAACCUGCUUUUAGGAAUAUCAUAAUUAUUUGGUAAUACUGUUGUUUUCUUAAUAUCUCCAGCUGUAGCUGAUAGAAAUUGUUGUCUUAACCAAUUAAAAGAAUUUUUGCUGAAAACGUUCGAUAAAUCAAAUAACAGGCUUCAAGAAUACAAAGACAAUAAUACAACACCACUUACUGUGUAUUAUGUUCUGCCAACAAAUACUUGGGCUCAAGUCUUUAGGGCUCAAAUUACUGCAACUUUCCUUGGUGCAACUCCAUUUAACACGAAAGUCCUCACAUUAUGUGAAGUGGAGGUCUUUGGUGGUAAGAUAAUGGAUGUUAUGCAUAUGCGUGUGUGUGUGUGUGAAAUAAACUGAGUGCAGCUAUGCAGCCGUGAGAAAGCUGCUCAAAGGCAACCGUUUCGUCCCAGCUUUUCGUCCCGACUGAAAGAAUCCCUGUGAGGUGGGGGCGGUAACACCACACCAUUUCCCCCGGAGUGGAUGCUAACCCGCCCAAACACUCGGGAUAGUCGGCUACGAAGGCAAAUGUGGUGGUGUGCCGGGUGGGGGAGGCAAUAAUAUCUCGGGAUCCACAGCUUACCGACGCCAUUUCCCAAAGUGACGUAUUUUGAGUGCAGAUAAAAGUAUUGUAAAAGAAUCUUACCCUCUACAUCAUUUUCAUUGAUCUGAUGAACAACUUUAAUUUUUAUUUAACUAGAAACUUAAUAUCUGUAAUUUGGCAUGUCAUUCUGAUUUCUUGAAAAUAUACGUUUGAAACAUAUUAUAAUCUAAGUACCGAAGUUGUUCUAAUUUAAUAGCAGAGGAAAUAGUUGUCUUUCCAUCCUUAGGUGCUACUGCCCAUGAAUGUCUUGGACCUGCCUCAACAUUUUCUUCCCUUCAGAGCUUGCUGAUGCUUUUCUGUCCAUGCUUGGAUUUCCAGCUGUUUACAUCUUUUUUCACAGCAUCCAUUUAACUAAGCCUAGGUCUGCUUUUCCGUUGUUUUCCUCUAGGAUUUUAGUGGUUCGCCCUAUUUACACCUCGGUCAUUUGGCAUUCUUUCUAAGUGACCUGCCCAGCGGAGCUAUAAGAGCAUAUAUACAUUCACCCGAGGAACAAUAACAGGGUAUUUUCUUAGGGAAAACCAAGACCCACAAUCAAUGGGAACUCUUUACAAUCAACCCCAUUCGUAUCUUGGAUGUGCUUAUCACAUAUCCCUCUUAAGGAAAAAUAUUUAAUUCAUAUAAAGCCUUUUAUUGAAUUAGAAGACGCAUCACUACAAGCAGGACUGGAAGUUAACAACACAAAAACAAAAUUCUUGUCAAUGUUGAGACAAGAACAGACAGACGAAGCCGCCACUAACUUAUAAACCACAUUUGUAGAUAAAUAAAUCAAUUUAAAUACAUAUGAGAUGCGGUAAAUGAAAGAAAUGAAUUACUUACAGAAAUAAAAGAAUAACAUACUUGACCGAAACACGGCAUACCUCAGUCAUCUAAAAAAAUUCAAAAGUAAAAAUAUUGCACGAAAAUAAAGAAAACUAUUUCGAAAAUUGUUAUUAAAAAUGUGUCUGUCUUCAAUUAUUUUUGAUGACGAAGGUUUUUUGAGGACACGUCCACUUUCUGUUAUUGUCCUUCUUAAAGUUUUGUUCCGUCAUAUGUAUAUUUCUCAUUUAUUCGACAUGAACGCAGAUGCGCGUAUUUUUUCUCAUAACUUAACUUAUAAAAUCUUUGUUAACAUUUUACAUUCUGACAACGUUUUAAUAAUGUUGUAUUUAAUUUGUUAUGGUUUGGUCAACUAUAUUGAACAAAGCUUUCUACUACGGGUAAAUAAAAGUUAAAACAUUAAUUUUACAAACCAUUAUAAUGUGCCAUAAUUUUUCUCUCAGACUCAUUUUGUGAUCAAAAUGAACAAAGAAGUUUCACAUAUGGACGUGAUUGUGAAAACGCCUGUAACUGUGCUUUAGAAGGUGAAAAGUGUUUUGUUAGUACAGGAAACUGUCCAUCUGGAUGUAAGACUGGACAUUAUGGACAAGGAUGCACAAAACGUAGGUCAUUUCUUAUUUGCGAUUUGAAGCCUAUUUGUCAUUCACAAUAUAUUCAUUAAAAAGUUUUAUUCAAACUCUAUCCAAAAAAUACAUUAUUUUUAAUCUUAAGUUUCCUCUAGAUUCGAAUGGAUUCUUUUGUUUAAUAGAGUACCUAAUUGAACAUCUGCACAGACUUAUUUUGCGCAACACAUUUUAUAGAAAUUUUAAUUUUUUUUUCUACUUUAAGCACGAUCAAACUCAUCGUCCAGAGCACUUUUCUAGUUUAAAACAUACUCUCUUAGAAUCUCCCACAUAAUUUUUUAUCAAUUAUGAGAUGUACACAAACUUAAAUUGUAUUUUAACUCUCUGGGAAACGUUAAUUCUUCUUAUAUUUUUUCAGAGUGUGGCUAUGGUUACUAUGGUGUCGACUGCAGAAAUAAAUGUAACGAUUGUUUAAAUUUGGAGUGUAAUAAAAUUGAUGGCAAAUGUACCAUUUGUGCUGAACGUGGCAAGAAGCUACCUCAUUGCACACAAGGUAUGUAUACAUCCUUGUGAUAAAGGCAUCAAAUAGCCAUUGCAUUAUAAUAACUAGGCAUUGCAAAUAAUAUUUAUUGCCCCAGUAUAAUAACAAAGAUUACUAUUUACAAUAAUCUUAUUACUGUUUACAAUAAUCUUAUAUUAUUAUCAUUAUUAUUAUUAAUGUGGUUUUAUAUAGCGCAGUACCCCAGUCAAGGCCUAGGCUCAUUUCACUUCACACAAAAAAUAUGCAGUUUUAUACAUUUAAAAACAACAAUUUGUAAAUAGCUUAAUGUGUAAUGGGAUGGAAUUCCAUUGUUUGGGGACACAGAAAGAUAAAGAUUGAUCACCAUAAUUAUGGUAUAGUGCAAGUUCUUGGAACAGAAGGAAUACGCUUGUCUGCGGAGGACCGAAACUUUCGAGGGGGUGAAUAGACAGAAAGAAGUUCAUUAAGAGGAAAAAAAUUAAUUUAAAUAUUUUUACAUUCUGAGAUUUUAUAACAGUUUAUUAUGAAGCCCUUUGCUGUUGAAAUAGGCUCAUCAUGGCACUUAUUGUUAUAUUGCUACGGAGCAUUUCUUACUUGUGAUAUGCAAAAUGACAUUGUAAAAGUUUUCUUUAAUUGGUCGAUGCAAUAAAAAUGUAUUAAAGAUAUUGAAAAUGAUAUUGAGAAGAAAAAAAAAGUAUAACUUCCAAACCGUAUAUUGCCUAAAAAUGGACGAGUCAAUGAAAUUAGUUGUAAAGAUGAUAAAAAUGGCUUUUUUUAACAAUGCGAAUUAGAAAAAAAAAGAAAAUUAAGAAUAAUUUUAAGAUCGUAAGACGUAGUAAGAUAUGGUAGUGUCAUUCCUUUAUUGUCAUUCCUUUAUUAUCAUUUAUUUUUAAUUUAUUUCUUGGUAGAUGUUUGUAAAAACUAUUAAGUGCCAUAAGGCCCACAACAUCGGAAAGGGGAUUUAGAUGAUAUCCCCCCCCCAUACCCCUUAAAUAACUUAAUUAAUUAUUAUUUUGACGAAAAAAUACUAAAUUUACAAAACUAAAAGCGAAACGAUCAUUAAUUAGAAAUUGAAAUGAUUUGUUCGAAUUAUUCAAAAAUAUUGCAAUACAAAGUCUAAAGAAUGCCAAAAAAACAUAUUUGAUAACGUAAUUAUGAGCAUUCCCUAGCUUUUAAUGAUAUAAAUAUUAUCCAACUAAAUAUCCCGGUUGUGACUGACAGAGAACCCGCCGCCCCCCCCCCCCCCCCCCCCCCCCCCAAAAAAAUCCCUUCCCACCUACCUCAAAAAAAACUUAUUGCGGAUUACCAUGGAUAAGCCACUGGUAAUCUCCUAGAUUUUUUUUUUUCAUUUCAGUUAUAUUUUGAAACCACACACACUUAUUGGAAUGAUUCAAAUGUAAUUAAUAUAUACAUUAGCGUCAACUCCUGGUGCGAUCUCUAUCAGCGGUCGACCCCAAAAUAAAAAAAAAAAUAAACAUUUUUGUUUAAUUUUAACCCCCCCCUUCCCCCCCCCCACCCCCCGCCCUCCCGAAAAAAAAAACCCAGAAAUGUUUUAGCUCCCUUUUUGGAAGCAAAUUAACGUUAUAUCCCUGAUCAUACAUGUUUGAUGAUUUUUUUAUUUUUUUUUUAAAGACAGUAUAUCUAUAGUUUCUGGUACUUGUAGUUCAAAAUGUUGAAUCUUUAGGCAACAUGAUAUUUGCAACGUUUAGGCCCAAAAUGUUUUGAUCUCUUAAAUUUGCAGAUUGUAAUUCCGGUUUUUAUGGUCCUGCCUGUCAAUUAAAUUGUUCCCAAUUUUGUUCACAAACUGGUCCUAUUUGUGACGUCAGAGAUGGGAACUGUUUGAAUUGUAAACGUGGAUUCUACGGCGCUAAUUGUACGAUAUCUUGUUCUACCUACUGUAGAGAUUCAGUCUGUGAUAUCAGCUCUGGCAACUGUAUAAGUUGUCCAGCUGGUUACAAAGGAUUACGCUGUGAUGAAGGUAAACUUUCUAAGGAAUUCUAUAUUCUUUGAUUUAGGAUUCUCCAUUGAUUCAUUAUAUGUUAAUUGAAAUUAUUAUUUUUUUUAUUAAAAGGUGAUUAGGGAUUGAGAAAUUUGGAAAAUGUCAACGUUUUGUAAAAAUUAUUUUUCCAAAACCAAAAUCCGUUCGAAAAAUUACAUUCCAAAAUCUUCCAUCGAACAAUUAACAUUCGAACAAAUUUAAUUCGUACAAAUUUCCGGAUCUAGGCUUUAUGGGCUGUAGAUUGCCUAAUAAUAUUUUCUCGAUAGCCAAAUGUCUGUUAUCUGCACAACAUAUUCUGCCGGUAAGUAAAAAAGUUGGGAUCGAUCGACCACCGCGCCUUGAUGUAAGUUAGACAUGAAUGACUUUAACUCUAGCUGCUCUGUUGUGUAGAUACUUAACAUUAUACCUUUGAAGGUUUUAACAAUUUGUAUUUUUAUAUUUCCUUAAUUACUCAAUUUUAAGGGAUCUUCGUUUUUCACCUUCUUCUAUAUUUUGAGGGCCCACGAUCAAUGUAUUGAUCAUUCUUGCUCCUGUCUUUCAGGGGGGUGGGGAUUUGUGAUGUAACUGUGCAUGCUUUUGAAAGGGUUACUUCACUGGUUACAAGGGCUACUCAGUAAUGGUAAUAUGAAUUGGGGGUUGGAAGACAGGAAGCACCUGUCACCUUACCUGUUGCCUUUUUAAGCUUGUUUCAGUCCUUUAUUGUUUUUGGCAGGAGCUCCUGUUCUGAGUUGGUAUUUUUAUUGACCGGAACUGCCUGUUAUGGUAUCGUCGCUGUUUAGAGGGGAUAAGGAUGAGUUUCUGUUUGAUGCUGUAGCAGUGGACCAGCCCAUUUUUUGUAUCUUGUACAUCAUGGAGAACCUGGAUAGUCGUCAUUGUUCCUCCAAUGGUGACGAGACCAGUGUUUCCAGCAUGCUGCUGAGACUUAAGGUGUUUCUGUAGCGGUUCAGGAUAAAGCAUGCUGCCUGCUGCUGGACCGCCUUCAACCUGUCGAUGCUCUUCUGAGUCAAUAUGUCCCAGACAAAAUAUGCGUGCUAUGAAAGCGGCCGGACAAAUGCUUAAUUUCUUUCACGUUGGAGUUGGCGAUCUUCAGAUUUCACCUUAGGAACCCUUGGUCUUGUUUUCCCGGUUCCUCACAUGGUUAAUGUUGUCGUCCCAACAGACUUUGAAUGGUAACACCGAGGUACCUUACGGAGAAAGCUGGCUCAAGAAUAUCGCCAUGUAAUUCGAUGCACCAGCUCAUCGCUAACUCAGCGAACUGAUUAAGCUCUGUUGCAGCUGGUCCUAGUCAGAACUUUUGGCGAUAGUCCUAUUCCCGUCGUGUUGUUUGCGAAUAGCAUUGCUUGGGAUGUCAGCUUCUUGGGCAGGUCAAUGAUAUAUGCUAGGAACAAAUUGAUGACAGGCACCAAGCCCAGGGGAACAUCUGACUUAACACCGAGGUUGUGCCGUCUACCACUAAUGCUUGGCAUCGGUCCCUGAUGAGCCUAGAGAUAAAUGUUUUGGAAUGCCUAGGAUCCCAUAUCUCUAUAGUUUGUGUAAUAGCCAACUAUGAUUGACUCAGUCAAAUACCUUUGAGCAUUUUGUUUUCUACAUUGAAAGCUGUUUCCAUAAUAAAUUAAACAUUCAACUAAACCAUUUUUAUGACAUGUCUAUGCAUUUUUUUUGGGGGGGGGGCGCUUCCUACGUGAGAACACGAGUCUUGUUUCAAAACCCUCACAAAUGCUUGUCUGCGUUCAGCGGUCCUGUUUUUUUUGGGGGGGGGGGGGGGUAAUAAGCAAAAUCGAUUGCUCGUUAUGCAUACUAAUAUUUUAAUAAAAUGUAUGUGUUUUUUAUUUUCCAUUUAAUUUUUUUUUCUCUUAAAAAGAUGAAUCGUUUAUUUAUUUCUCACAGCAAAUACUGAUGAUAAUAAAAAUCCAAUUAUAGGAGCGGUGGUUGCUUCCAUGUGUGGUAUUAUCGCUGUAGUGCUGAUCAUCGGUGGUGCCUUCUUUUUGUGGAGGUAAGGAUGUAUACAAUUUAUUUUAAGUGGAAAUUCUGUCGGACAAUAUUUGAAGAUGUCUCUCUGAGAAAUGGUGCACGUUGAAAUACAACAAAGUGCGCAAACAUUUAAAUUGAAACAAACAUCAAGCAUACUUACUAAUGGCAAUAUAAUCUUAAAUACUAAACCAGGGUAAGAAUAGAUACUUUUUUUAUUAUAUUAAUAUUUGUUUCAUAUUGAAUCAUAGAUUUAAGGAAUCAAUGAAUUAAAGAAUAAAUAUCUGAGAAAUAUGUUGACAAAGUGAAUGGCUGUACCUUUUAUUACGUUAUUGUAUUUUAAAAAAUUCCACUAAAAAUCAUUUAUGACACGCAUACAGAACAGCCACGCACCCCCCCCCCUCCACACACACGCAGAGUUGGAGCUAAAAUUAAUAAAUGAAGACAAAGUCAUUUGAUUUUUUUAAGGAUUUCAGUUAAAAUGACGUCAUUAAUGACGAUAUCAAGUGUGUUUAAGUGCCAGCAUCUUAUACUAUAUUAAUUAUACUAAUUAGCAGUGUAAAUAGCUUUCUGGGGAGGGUGUGGACUGGAUCAGAUGUUACCAUCAGAAUGUAGGCCCCAAAAUAAAUGUAAGGCCUUGUACGAAAUAGUGGCAUCAGGUACCAUGUGAGAGGACACAAACAUGUGCGAUACCUUCAUCAUUAUUAUACAUUACGGACAUUAUCAACAGCAAGACUGCAAAAUCUUACGAGUUCAGUUUGUCAAUGUUAUAAUAACUUCGAUUACUAUACAUUUGUUAUAAAUUAAAAUAAACUUUGAGAGUAAACUAAAAUCUAAUCUGUAAUGAAAGCAAUCAAACAUUGUUUAGUAGUUAAAAACAAUACCACCAUUCACAAAUGACAUUGUCGUGUACAUAUUGGUGAUACUCUAGAAUUUAGAGCCUAAUUGAGGGUCUAUCAAUCUUUCAUUUUAAAUGAUAUUUAAAGGCCUAUUUGGCUGAUUAAAAUAGUCAAAUGUUAAUCUUGCUAAUUUUGGAACAACCAACAGACUAAAUAAGAGAUCCGACUAUUUGCAAGGGGGACGGAACACUUUCAGCAUAGACCGUUUGACCGAAGGUGAUUCCUUGAGUUAUGUAGCAUCUACGUCUGAGCAAAAACAUAGAAAAACUACACUCACAGGUAAAUGAAAACUCCGUUUAAGUAAAUUGCUAUUCUAAUAAUUUGCAGCUUAACUGCUAUAGAAGUUUAGGAAAUUACACAUAUAUCUAUUUGACUUGAAUUCCAUCGGUAAGUUAAAAAAAUGUAUGAACUUGAUUGACAUAUUUCCUAUUAUUCCUAACUCAAAACUGAACUUAGCAUAUAUAUUAUGUAUACAUACGUAUAAGAAAAUGCAGAUUAGAUGUAUAUAAACUGAUUAACAUAAGUGCAGAACUAGGGUCCCUAUUUCUUCGCUGAAUUUUUCGUUUUUUAAAAAAAAUAAUUUCAUAGAGUAAUCCAAACCAUCAUAUAUCCGUUUUAUUACAUGAAUGCAAAUAAUGCGAAGUAAAAGCCUUACUUUAGAAUAAUUUAACCAGCUAAUUUCUAUAUUUUUUAAUAUCUAUGCUUUCUAAUAAUUGACCGAACAUUUAAGUCGUGUAUAGACAAUCAAUGCAGCCAUUGACUUGGAAAAGACCAAUGGCGUUUAGACUGUUAUAGAUAGCUUGUUUACAUAUUUCUCGUGCGUGCCCUCUGAUUGACCCCGCAUGAGACGCUGUGUUCACAAAGGGGCGUGGCUUAGGUCUUUGAUGUAUUCUUGUUUACGCCGCCAACGAAUAAAAAUAAUUAAUCUGUUCCAAAUAGUAUUUGGUAGAAUGAUUGGGAUUUUUCUCGAAAUGUCAUGUAGCUUGUAGAAGGCAGGGCUUAGGCGUCGGUAGACCCACCUAUAUAAGGGAUUGACAGGCACGACGAGGGAGGGAGAUUUUCUUAUAGAUUCUCUUAACAUUACGAGGCGUGUUUUAUUCUUUGUGUAUUUGUGUGCUCCUACUUAUAUGUGUUUAUUUCGCAUUAUUUAUUGGCAUCAUUAUUUCUAAUUGUAUUAACUGUGUACCGGUACGAGAUCUACCAUACUGUAAGUUGAAGAUUGUAAUUUUAUUUUUUUUUAUUUUGCAAUUAUCUUAAGACAUAAUAAAUCUUAAUUAAUUGUAACUAGAAACCGUUUUGGGUCGUAUCUUUAAUAUUGUUGAUUCUAGGGUUUCGUCCUUUGUUAGGCACUGUUUACAACGAGCCAAUUAAAAAUUAAAAUUAAAAUAGGAGAUUAACUUCUCCCAAUACAAGUCAGUGCGUAACAAGACCUUGCGACUAUACUUUACCUUGUAAUUGUAUCACUAUUUAAAAAAAAUGUAUUUUAAAUAAAUUUGACAUCGCCCAGUUGGUUUAUUUUAGAUCAAUUGCUUGACAUGAGAGAACUUACGGCAAAGAUCAUUUUCAAUAAAAGGAUUCUUUCCUUUCCAACAUUCUAUUAGUACCUACAAGUUAAAUUGACCAAGGAAUCAAUGAUGAGAAUGAUGUAAAUAUGAAUUGAAUUUAAAUCUUUCAGUGAGACCUACGAUUCCUCAAAAACAAACACUAUCAGACAUUCAAGAUGAAAUAACUUCUGGAGAAAAAGAAACUGUACAUCAUAACACAGUGACUGUACAGCCUGUAACAGCAUCAACAGUUAUCCCAGUGUCUAAUCUUCGCAGUUAUCUUCUUACUCAUGGCAAAGACCAUCUUCAUGAGCAGUUUCAGGUAAGAGGUUAAACGUGAUGCUGAAAUGAUUUGAAUUGAUUUAACGGUGCAGUUCUUGUUCAGUAUUUAUUUUUAAUUUUACAACUUGAAGUUUUUAAAAAAAUGUUCCUGCGGUAUUAGUGAGUUUUUGUUUCUUUGUAAUUUUUAGUGUGUCCUAAAGCAGUAAUUUCAGUCCAUUACAUUAUGUUACGGCUGUACUUUGACCUUUAGACAUUACAUUUUUUAUAAAAGUAGUAUACAUUAAAUACAUUUAUAUCUGACAUUACAUCAAUGCGUAGAAUACCAAGGAUAUCUUUAAAAUGAUGUUGGGCUAUGAUUUUCAAAAAAAAUAAAAAAGAAAUUAGCUGGCUCAAAAUGUUUGCCAAAUAAGCGCUAAGGAGCUCAUUUAAAUUUCGUUUUUAACUGACUGUUUUAGAAUUUACCAGUCAACACAGAGGCUACAAUGACAGUGAGUCUAAGUGCUGAGAAUAGAAACAAGAAUCGAUACAAGAAUAUUUGUGCAUGUAAGCCGCAAUAAAGAUUUAAUUCAUUUUUUACAUAUUUAAAUAUUUAUAUCGUAAAAGAAUCAGUCAUUAUUAUUUGAUAUAUUCUUUAUGUAUCCUUUAUAUAUCCUUUAUGUAUCCUUUAUAUAUCCUUUAAAAAUGUAGAUUUUAUUUUAUUGAAGAAAUGGCGUGGACUUUUAAAACAUUUAUUGCAAAUAAAAUAUGUAAAUAAUAUAUUGUUUGUUUCCUUGGAACUAUUGCUUUUAGCAUAGUUGAUUUUCAUAUACUAUAGUAUUAAUUUUAUGAUUAGAAUGAAAUAUGUAUAUCAUUAUAUGCAAACACUACUUGUUAUCACUAUUUAAAAAAAUUAUUAACUAUAAUAAGUUAAUAAAAACAAUGUAAAUAUUGAGCAUUUAUUAAAUAAAGUAAUGUAUCCUUUUCUUUUAAGCACAGAUGAUCACUCAAGGGUUCACCUCGAAGCUGACUCAAUGAAAUUGCACGGUGAUUACAUAAAUGCAUCGUACUUAAAAGUAAAUACUAUGAGUGACAUGAUAUUUGUGAAUAUGUAAGACAGAAUAUCUAGUAGUAAUGACCUAAUAGCAAGCUUUUUAAGAAAUAAAAUACGCCCACAUUGUAGGCCCGUUAUACCCCUAUGUUAUCAAUAAAUGCACAACGUGGGACAAUAAAUUCAAAGUUUUGUUCAAUUAGGACACUUCCCAAUUGGCCUUCCAAACUAAAAAAAUAUCAAAGCUAUAAUAAAUAAAUUUUGACGGUUUUGGUUUUUAAAUAUAAGAUUGUGCAUUAUAUUAGUACAAUAUUUAAUCUCUACCAUCAGUCUGAUUAUUUAUUAUUGUAUAUCCUUUCAUCUCUCACCAAAGCGUUUCGUUGUAUAGACUUUAAAUACAUCAUCAUAUUAGUUCAUAUUCUUCUUUCUUUCAAAGUUAAUUUAGACAUCUUUUAUUUCAUUAGUUCACAUGAGAAAAUAAAAUCGUAAUGAAAAGUUAAUAUAUUUUAUGUAUCUCUAAAUAUUUAAGAUGAUUCAGUCAAAAAAACUUUAAAUUUUAUAUAAACUCAUGGUUUAAUUAAUAUCGUCUGUGUUGUAUGGACAAAAGAAAAUGUCAUCUUCUUUUACAGGGAUACAACGAAGAGGAAAAGUUUAUAGCAUCUCAAGGUGGGGUAAAUAUUCAUGACGUCAAUUUUUAAAAAAAAUUAUACAAUAUUAAAGAUAUUUUCAGAUGAAAUACGUGUAUAAUGAAUUGUCAAAUCAUAGUGUUGUAUGUUGUAUAUUGUAUAUUCUAUAAAGGCCUACUUAAAAUAAGAAGUAAUGUUGACAUUAAUGUUUAAUUUAAACGUAAUUUUUGCUCUGAUCUUAUUAGGACCAAACACGAUUAUAUUAAACGACUUCAUUAGAAUGAUUUGGGAGCAAAAAGUUGAAAAAGUUGUCAUGUUGACCAAUCUUGUUGAAGAUGGAAAAGUAAGUUGUUGUUUUAUAUAUAUAUAUUUAUAUAUAGCAAGCUUUUUAAGAAAUAAAAUACGCCCACACUGUAGGCCUGUUAUACCCCCAUGUUAUCAAUAAAUGCACAGAAUAAAAAUUGAUAAUAAUGUUUGAAAAUUACUCAUGAAAGUAUAAAAAUGUCAAAAAAAUUAAAUAUUUAUUUAUUUGCUACGCUGCCUUUUUAGUUGGGCCUAUGUGUCUUAUUAUUCUAUUGAAUGGAAUGUAGCCACACAGAUAGAGAUAAUUGAAAUGAGAAAUAUAUUCUUUCAACAAUGAAUGCCAAUCACAAUACUUGAACGGCAUUGCCAAUAUUUAUUAUCACUCAAAUUAUCAGAAUAGCAUUUAAUGUUUAUGAACAAACAAACGCUAAUAUAGAAAAAAUGUAUGCAAAGCAGUUUUAACUAAAUGCGCUAUAAAUAGGGUCAUUAAUUUUGUUUGAAUUUGUCGACAACAACACAUUAUAUCCAUGACAAAACACAUCGAAGUCAGAGUCUUCGAACAGGUGAAACCUGUCAUCGCGUCAACCUGAGAUGGUGGUUUACGCAAGAAAGUGAAGAUAGCGACCCACGUGCCUCCAUACUUUCGACUAGGGGAGGUGGAGUCCCGAAAGCGAACUGAAAUGAAAGAAAUUAAGCUUUUGGAUUUUUUCUUUGAUUCACACUAGCAUGGAGCGCUGGGAUACACUGAAUACCUAUACAUCGUUCUCGCAUUUGACAUCCGCCUUCGUGCAAAGACCGAGGUACAAAGUUAUAUGAAGAUCAUGAAAUCAUUAUAUUUCAAUAAUCCAAGUGCUUAUUUUGAAAACAUUUAAUUUAACCAGUCCAAGUGUGAUCCAUACUGGCCAGAUGAGGGUGAGACGACAUUUGGACAAAUAUGUGUGAAACUUGCUGCUACACAAUACUUUGCUGAUUACAUUAUAAGGCGUCUUCAACUUUACAUGGUAGGUUAAUAUGUGACAGUUAAGUGUUCGUUUCAUAAUGAGAUAUACACAUUUUUCCUGAGUAAAUGUUGCAUUUUAUUGUAUAGUCGGUUAACAAUAUAUAUUUCAAAGGUAAAACAUAUUUAUAAUUCAUCCUCAUAAGAUUUGAACUAAGAAAAUAAAUAAUAUGAACUAGUUAUUCAAAACGAAAUAGAAGCUUUUAUGUAUUUUUAUAGACUUUUUUUUCAAAAUCUAUUAUCAUAUUUAGAAAAUAUUUGAAAUAUUUGAAUGCAUAGUCCAUAAGUUGAAAAUUUAUUAAACUUAGUUAACAAUUCUAUCCACAAAUCCAGGACUCCCAUCCAAUGCACCCAGUGACACAGUUUCACUUCACAUCCUGGCCAGACAAUGGUGUACCAGAAAACCCCUGGGCUCUAGUGGACUUUGAACAAAGAGUAGCGGCUAUUGCCACCAAAAGGCCCAUAGUGGUUCACUGCAGGUUGGUAAACAUAACUAUUACUCUCUUUCCCAUAACUUGAGGCAUUUCUGUAAAGAAUCGUGGAUUAGGCUGAGAUAUUGAGAGACAUUGAAGAUUUUAUUUGAGGAGGGGAGAAAAUUUUUCAUUGUAACAAAAAUUAAAGUAGACUAGAUUAAUAUAAGUCAAAAUCCUAAAAUUUGAAAUUAUGUAUCGUUAAAAAGUUGACAAAAGUAAAAAAAUGUUAUGAAAAUGUUCGCUUUCAAAGAUGGUUAAAAAGUAUAUUGUUUAUUUUUGAGACCAUCAUUUUGAAGAUGUGUAAACAAAUUAAAUUUUACCUGAAUUUGAGUUUUUUCCAAACAUCUUUACAUUAAUGUGUCUAAAUUCUAAAAGAAAAUUGCAUAUUAUAUAAAUUAAACUAUAUCUUUCCUUUUUUUCAGUGCUGGUGUUGGCCGUACAGGAACAUUCAUAGCUCUACGUAACGUAAUGAGAGAAGCUGAGGAUACACAACAGAUGGAUUUUUUCACUACUGUGGCCAAACUCAGGCAGGACAGGACGAUGAUGAUACAGACAGCUGUGAGAUAUUUUAACAUUAUUUUUUUCUUUAGCCUUAUUUUGUGAUUUGCUCUAUGCCUUUAUUAUUUCUCUCUGCAUUCCUUUAGAAUGAUUUAUGAAGCGAAGAGUAUUAUAAAUUGAAUGUAUUAAUCAUUUUUUUAUAAAUGCAAGAACGGCAUCUAACACACAACUUGAAAAAUAAUCUAUUCCGAUACAACAGUAUUCAAAAAACCUGAAAAGGACCGUUUUCAUACAUUUAUGAAAAAAUACUUAAGUCCAAGACUUGUGCCAUUAUUAAAUACUUCAUCAAAUUUAGAUCUAGCGAAACAGCCUCAUAAACUGUUGAUAUUUAUCAAACAGAUACUAUAUUUUUGACGAUAAUCAAAUUGAAUUGUUACUGGAUAUGAGUCUUUCACUUAAUCUGAGUAAACCUCUUAGCCUAAAGUUCUUCUUUUAUUGUCCUAUCGUUCUAUUUCAACUUCCACGUAACGUGUUCUAAACGCAGUCCUUCAUAUAUUAUCUUUAAAAAAAAAAAAAAAAAAAAAAAAAAAAAAAAAAAAUAGGCCUAACCAUUUUUCUUCCUUGAAAUGUUGAUGAUUAAUAUUUCAGGAACAAUAUGUGUUCUUGCAUGAGGCAGCCAAGGCUGCCACGACCUGUAUCAAUACAACUAUAACAUCCAAUAAUAUUGUAACCAGGAUUCACCAAUUGGAGAAAAAGACCUUCUCUGGUAAAACUAAAAUGGAAAUAGAGUUUGAUGUAAGUGUUAUAAAAAUAAAGGCAUGUACAAUAGAGGAUUUCAGUGACAAAGUCUAUUGUAGCUUAAUUUUGUCAGUUUUGACAUUUGAGAUAUGAACUUUUGAGUUUUUACUUUAAUAAGUUCAUUUAUUUAAAUGUUAAAGUUUCAAAAUUCUCUUACACCAGAUGCAGUUUACAUUUUUUUAAAAAUCGAUAUCCAAAAAUGUUGAAUUUGUUUACCAUUUCAGUUUAAUAUUUGAAAUUUAAAGAUGCUUUAGUCAAUAUAUUAUAGCUGCAAUCUUUGCGUUACAUAUAGGCUGUAUGCAGCGUUUGUGUGGAGGAAAGUCAAUUUACAGAUGAAGAAGAAUCAGCUGGACUUAUUUACCAAAACAGUCGAACUGUCUCCAAUAAACUUAAAAACAGAUUUGGAAACAUCUUGCCAAGUUAGUUUAUAAAUGUAUUCUUUAAAAAUAACAUCUUGUUAAUAAGUUGCCCCCGUAAACGUAUCCAAGUUACAUUAAAUAUUAUGCUUUAUACUUUUUACUAUAGUGACACUUUGAAUUGCUAUACACAAAACUUAAGUUAACAAAGUUUUUAGAAAUGUUUUCCUUUGUUUCAUAUUAUUGAAAUGGCAUAAAUGUAUUUAUGUACAAGUAAAAAUUUCAAGAGCCGUAGACUAUUUUGGACCCUUUGAAAUAAAAAGUUCACAUAUUUUCUCAUAAAACUUUAAACCAGCUUAUAUAAGCAUAUUGCGCUUGAGCAUAUGUUGGAUUGAACUGACUGCAUUCAAUUGUAUUAUCCAUUCAUUGAAGCUUAUGAACAGGCUUAGAGUAGGGCAUGAGAUACGUAGAAAGAUAAGGAUGAGUAGUUGCUACCAGAUUACUCAGUUUUACUUAAAUCACAUACUCCAAUAAGAAAAACAAUCUAAAAUACCCAAUUUCUAUUAUAUUUGGGAGUAUUUAAUGUUUAACUUAUGUAAAAUUGGAAAAAUUAAUAAAUUGUGCAUAUGGUUUAUUUAUUUACUUUCUUGCGCAAAUGUUAAUAAAGUUUCAUUAUGGUAAUUGCAUUUUUGUAUUUUCCAUUAGAGAAAAGUUACCGACCUGUACUUAUGUGUGAAUCCAGUGAAAUGGGAGAUUACAUCAAUGCAGUGUUAACACCGGUAAUUAAAGAUAGAUCUGUUCAAAGUUCAUAGACCUACAACGCCUUCUGUAAGACAUAAUGUAUUAAAAUGUAUAGAAAGAUUAAGUUCAAUUCUAAUAAGCGUCGUGUUAAAUUAUAAAUAUAUUUCAAUAUUUCAAUGUUUUACAGCUCAAGUAUAAAAUAAUUAUUAUAUUUUAUGUGUUGCAUAUUUCAGAAUUUCAGAAAAAGGAAUCAAGAUAUCAUCACACAACUUCCACUCCCAACAACAGUGGUGGACUUCUGGCGUCUCAUUACUCAAAUGAAAGUUUCCUUAGUUGUUGCAUUUGAUGAGGAGUUGCAGGCCAUAGAUUCCGUAAUUAGAAUUAAAAUGUUUAAAUUAAUUUUCAAUCCAUUGAUCUGUAAAUAUAUAUAUUCUUAGAUGAGUUGCCGACCAAGAUUAACGAGUCUCAUCCACCCGUGGUGAUGUUUUUGCUUGACCCGGAGUUGGAGUCCCGUAGGGCGCAUACAAUGACAAUUCCUGCAACCGUGCCCAUACCUGGUCGUCUUUACGUAGAGUCUUGCCACCGGAUAUGUUGGGCCCGGACGAGAGAGUGAGGUUGACGCCGCGCAACUCUUCCUCACUAUAAACAAAAGUCACUAGCGCAAGUCAUCAGUCACUGGACGACUCGAUGGUCAUCGUCGAUCCUCGACGGACGAGCAACAUAUAUAUAAUAUAUUUAUAUGAUUAGCUUUGUGUUAGUCAUGAGAUUUACUUUUAAAAAAUAAAUCAAUUUUCGUGCUCACUUCCACAAAGUUAUGCCAUAGAAUGUCUUUUUGAAGAAGUUUUUGGUCCCAAUAAUUUCAUGAACUAUUUAUGUUUCUACUAGAAUGCUAAUAAGAGAAGUCUGUACAGCUAAAAUUAUAGUGUUUUUUUUGUUGUUUUUUUUUUAAAUUUAUUAUUACGAAAAAAAAAUCCUUAUGUUUCAAGUCUCCCUGUCUCUCUCUAAUGAUUUUGUCUGUGUCUGCCCUAACAGUCGUGUUCUAAUCACCCACUGCAAACUCUAGCUAUGUCUCUAUCAGACUGCAUGUGUGAAUUGUCUCUAAUGGCGUCUGAGUUGUCAUCAAAUGUUUAGACAUCUCUAAAUCGAAAACCAAAUCAUAAUAUUAUAUUAAUUGAAGAAAUGCUUUAAGAAUUGUAUGAUAUGCCGAUCUUGUAACGUAUUCAAAUUCAAAACCUGAUCAAACUACUAACAUAUUCUAAACUAAAUAAUAGUACUAACAUAUCAAAAACUAGAUCAAACUACUAAGAUAUUUAAAAGUAUAUCGUUAAACUUAAUCUCCUGCUAUUCUUAUACUAAACGAGGUUUUUAGAGACUACAAAUUAGAUGUCUAAAUUAGAAUCUAAUUUAUCCACCAAUACCUGUAUUUUUAUUAUUUGAUCUCCUGUAUAAUGAGAAACUAUUAGAAAGUUUAUUCCCAUUAUUAUAUUCUAAUUAUGAAAUAGACAAUAGGCGAGUAUCUGCCAAUCAGUGACAAAGAAAAAGCCAGCUUUCCUCCAUUUCAAGUUUGCAUGGGAACAUUGCAUCAAGGCUCUGACUGGGAAGAGAGAAAGCUGAUUGUAAAUGGAUCAAUGGUAGAUAAUAACAUUUAAAAGAUAAUUUAAUAGUUUCUGCUGACAUAAUUAUAUGUUAAAAUAGUAUCCACAGUACGGAAUGAGACUAACACGCUAUACAUGACACAUAUAAACAAGGUUAAAAUGUUUCUUAACAGAAUUAUGACCAAAAAUAUCACCCCGAGAAAAAUCCUAAGUGUAAUAACAAAACAUAUUGUUUUAUUUUAAAAAACGAUUUUAUGCGCCUUUUGUUUUCAUUUCCUCCUUGUGCACGCCCCUGAUUAUUAUUUACAUUCCUGUGUCAUGUAUCUCUGUUCUCAACCAUAAUGCCUGCAGCAUCACAUGAAUUUUUAUUUUAGUUUUGUUUAAUUGAAACUUUUAUAAAGGGCGCAGAAGAGCACAGCCUCAUUCACCUCAGAUAUACACACAAUGCCACAGAUCCCAAGAAAUUGUUGUCAUUUCUCAAGCAUGCAAGGACAUCUAACUCUGAACAGGAGGCCAGAGUUUUAUACAUGUGCAGGUGCGUAGAGAAUAAAUCUGUUUUAAAAAGUAUUGAUACAGCUUCAUUUAUUAAAAUGAAUGCAACUAUUAUUAUAAUAUUAGAAAUAACCUUCGCUAUUCUCUUUCCAACAACAAGUGUAUCCAUAUAAAACGUCGAUUUGUAUUUUACAGAAACGGUGCAACCUACAGUGGUCUGGCCUGUGUCUUGACUCUCCUACUGGACAGAAUGGACAAUGACCACCGCCUGACUGUUCCACUUGUCGUUGGUGCCAUUAAGACUAUCCGUCCUCAAGUGAUCCCAACAGUGGUAAUUUUAAAUUUACAGAACGAUCUUAACAUAUCUAAUGAUUAUACCUAAGACUGUUUAAUUAUAUGAAUGUAUGAAAUAAUAGUUAAUAUAAACAGUAUGGAAUUUAAUCAGAAUUUCACAUCAAACAUGGCUUAACGGGCUUACAAACUAAACAUUUAUUGAUAGCGCAUGCAUUUUCUAAUCCAUUCUGAUUAGAUAAAUUAUGGAAAGUGUCCCUACUUGAAAUUAAAUUGAAAUAUGUCGUUUAAAUUUUUUAAUGAAGAUGUCAAUUUAUCAAAUUCUUUUAAGAUAAAAUAUUUUAAUAACACAAAUAGCGGUAAAUUUAAGAUUAUGUUUUUAACAAUAUUUAGAGAAACAAAGUUGGAAUUCAAGGCCACGACAAAUGGAAAAUCUAAAGUAUUUCUCUGCCGUAGAAAUUAAAUCAUCCCUUAAUUAACUUCUUUAGUUAACAAAAGUGAUAUAAUUAGUGAAAAUUUAGAUUGGGUAAUUAAAGCUCAUAUUUAGAGGGGAAAAUGUAGUUUAGGGGCGUGAAAGAGAGUAGGGUAGGCGUAUAAUAUGUAGCGGAUAAAUACUUCUCUAAACUUAAUGAUGUUAGAAACUUAAAUAUCUUUACUUAGAUACCACUUUCUAACGAUUGGAAUUGUGAUGAGGUUUUGCAAUAGCAGGAAGAAACCAUCGGAAUAAACCUACCAUUAUUAUGCCGAUAACAUCUGGCCAUUUAUUCAAGUUAUUCAUAACUUGUUAAUUCCAAUAUUUAAAAAUUAAAGAAAUUUUAAUAUAAUUUUUUUUUAAAUUACACCAAAUUUAGAUAUUAACCAAUGAAAGUAUUUUUGAGACUGGAGCCUUAUUUAAAUUUUAAUGUGCCAUAAAUGUUGUAGUCUUUAAGUAGAUAACUAGGAUCCACCAACGUGCUAGGAGGUUUAAGAUGAUCCUUUCAAGUUUCUCAAAAUUUCUAGAUGGUCUUAAAAUUUAUUGAAGCGUAUGCGUGAGUCCACAUAGCUCUAUAAAUGUUUUCGACUUUCUGGAAAUAAUCUAGGCAUCAAGUCAAGUUUAAAUUUCCGUGAAAUUUUGAUUUCAUUUGAUAAGUUUUAUUAGAUUAGGGCAACUUACCUACAGACAGAUGCAUGUAUAUUUAUCUGGAAUUUUCUUAAACAUAAUUAAGAGACGAUGCACCAACUCAUAUUUUUUUCCUAUUAAGUUCAACAUGAUUUAACGAAAAACAAUAAAUUAAAGUAAAUUUUUUUUUUUUUUUUUUUUUUUUUUUUUUUGUUUUUUUUUUUUUUUUUUUUUUUUUUUUUUUUGGUAUUAUUUUAACUUUCGGAGAAUAUCUUGAGUCUCAAGUAUUCAAAUCUAUGAAAUACUUGAAUUUUCUAGUUUUAGACACUAGUUUUAUAACUUUAAAUUGGACUAUGAAAUAAUGAAAUAGAUUUAUAGGUAAUUCAGAACAUUUUAAUUUGUUACUUAAGUUCUUAAUCAUCGUAGUAUUUUCUCACUGACAUUUAUUAUGGUUUUGUGAGCCUAAAACAUAUUUUUUUUAAAGUGCUAGAUUGUGUUAUGAUGGUACAGAAUAAUAUUACCUUUUUUUAUUGGCACUGAUUUUUUUCUAAUUUUUCGUAUAAGAAGAUUUAUUGUAUAGCCUUAGUUUCUUAAUGUUUUAAAAAUAUUUACAACAUUGUAAAAACAUUUUGUAAAAUAAUUACAAAUAGAUGAAGAGUAUACUCGUUCUUUCUGUUGUUUUUUAAAAUUAUGUUUCUUUUUUUUUCACUACUAGCAAAAAUGUUAAAACUUUUCAUUACAGCACAAUAAUUUUAAUGAUCUGUGCAAUUUCAGGAGCAAUACAAAGUUCUUUAUCAGGUUCUCCAAAGAUAUAACGAGACAAACAGCGUUUACUUCAACUUUAAUGAUCCCAAGCUCUCAGUUCCUUCAAAUGGUGACGACAAAGACGAUUUAGGAAAUGUUGGGAAUGAAGGCACAUUGUACGCCAAUGCAAAGCUUUAAGUGCUGGAAUUAGAUCUAUUUAUUUUUAAAUAGGUCAACACUACGAAAAUAAUUAAAUUUUUAUAAACAAUUAUAUCUCAUUAUAACUAUAUAUAUUAACAGCAUAGCGGGCUUAUAAUUUUUGUUUUAUUUCCAAAAACAAUAAUAAUCUCUACUUUCCAAGGGCUAUGUAAAUUAUACAUUUUUAUGUUUUGAAAUAGCAGCUUUUACCUUAUUUUUAAAAAAAAUGUUGCUUGACAACGCUGUGUAGGUUCACUGUUACACAAUCACACUUGGUCCACACUUAGGUGCAACAGCAACGCUCAAUAAAAAAUAAUUAAAACGUCUUUAUUUUCAAGAUCCUAUCACAGCAACUACCAGUUCACAAUACGUUCUCCAUAAAAAUCCUCACCAUACUGACAUUUUUACCAAGAGGACUCUUGUCUCAAUGACUAAAGUGAACUUGCAUCUUAUCAUACAGCAACAAUAACCCACUUGCUUAUCUAUCGAUAAUAACUCAACAAACUGCCCUUCCAUAUCGUGACUUAUCACAACUCACCCUAAAAAAAAAGACAUUCUCCAACUUAUGAUUAAAAAACGUUAUACACAAGCUAUCCCACUUACAAAUCCAGUUUAUAGCAUUUGUAAUAAUCUAAAUUGGUUAGAAAAAUAUUUUUUUUCGUUUACCUCUUAGUGGGAAUUUGUUAAAUUAAUUAAUAUGGUCAGUCCAAAGCACAGCAGAGCAUAUAUUUUUAAGAAGAAAUAUCUAUAUGGAAAUAUGUUUGGCACUUUUACAAAGUUAAUUUGGUUAUAAAUGUGUAAUAUUUGAUUUAUAACAGAAGAACACGUGUUUUAUAUUGCUUUUUUAUGAAGUCAUUCAACAUUUAUUAUCUCUCACUCAAUUCCAUUACGAUACAUAUUGCUUUUGUAAAAUAGCAUUAAAGCACAUUUAAUCAACAUUUAUGAGCUAAAACAUUCUAAUUAUUUUAUAGCAUUUUGUUCUUCUUUACAAUGUUUAACCUUAACUUUGUUUAUUUUGAUCAGACUUUCUGUAUUUCAGAGUUAACACUGUUUUUAAGCUUGGGAAUGUCGUUUAGAAAGGUUCGUUACCUAGAACAAACAUCUCUGAUGUAAGUUAAAUAUUAAAAGACUAAAUACAUUUCAACGUUACUUAAAUGUGAAUUUAAAAAUAGAACAAUUUAAAGCAUCUUAUCGGUAAUGGCUGUCUGGGGAAAUUAUAGAAAACUCAAUCAAAAACGUGUUUGAUAACAACUGGAAAAUAUAAAUUUCUUUGGCGAUGUUUAAAUAUUUCCAUAGUUUAUAUAAAUGUAAUGACACUGAACAUAAGAAGUAACAAAUACUACUGAACUAUAAUUUAUUUGAAAAAUUUGUAUAAUUUUUGUAAAGCUUAAAUAACAAUGCAAAUGUGUUUAAUAAAGAGUAAGUUGCACUGUAAAAUCGGUUUCGUGCCCUCUCAUUUUUCUUUCUCUCAGUUGCAAAAAAUAACUUCAUGAAUUAAUGUGACAUAAAUAUAUUUAAAAGUUGGUUUAUAUAUAAUGAUAUUUAUUCAUUUGAUUCUUGAAAAAAAAGACAUUAUACAACUUUAUUUUUCUCCUAAUUUUCUUUCUUUAUUUCAAAAUACUCAUUUGACUUCUGAUGGUAGUGUUAUUAAACAGUAUUAUUUCCAAAUAAAAGAAUAAUUUAUUGUAUAAUUAAUUUACUAAAUAAAACACGACAUUCCUUAUAACACAAACUCACUGCAUUUUCUGUGUUUAAUCGGUUGAGCCGUGGUACCAUCCUUCCUUAUUCAAGACUUCUUGCACAAAAUAACGUAUAUCAUAGCUUGUCUCCCCUGAAUACUCACUGUUAACAAAGUUUGCUCCAGACCAUUACAGAUGAGGCAGACAAUUCGGUGUUCAGUGUGGUAGUUUUCUUAUUAAGUUAAGCAAUUUACAGAAAUGUAACUUCAUCAGUCUAGCAAGGAGAGAGGCUAUUCUCUAAUUAUUUUAAAAUGUUUAUUCAGUGGAGACAUCGCAUCUGUCAAACUGCAGGAAACAUAAAACAUUUGACAUUGGAAAAGCAAAGUAUCCUCAUAAAAGAGGACCGAUUAUAUUCUUAAAAUUUACCCUCUUUGUAUAUAUAUAUUGACCAGCAGGCUAUAAUUUGUUUCUCAUAAAAUAAGACGCAAUUUCACCUCGAAUGUUACGGUCCAAAAUAAGUUUAACAAAUUUAAUCUGUAGCAUUUUUUAAAGUUUCCUUAUUAUAUGAAGAAUACGUAGCUAUGGGCUGAAAAUCGGUAUACAAAGAAAAACAGAUACCUAAGCUAUUGAUAUUUCUAAUAUUCAAUUUAAGUAUACUAUUAACUUUAUAUAAUAAUACCAAAACGAAAUAUGCAGAAAUAAAAACUAUUCAAAAUUAAAAAACAGCGAAUGAAAAAGUAUAAAUAUAAAAAUUUACAAAUUUUAAUCCAUACACACAAACAGUGAACAUCUAGUAAGUCUUGUAAGGACUCCUUUAAGUGUGAUGAUUCUCGUUUUUAAGUCUGCCUGUAACAGUCGACCGUCCUAGUAGUGGAGUAAAAAUAAAAAAUUUAAGAUUCAAUAGCCAGAGAGUAUGUUACCAUCUAUGUAUAGCAAUGUAGACCAUUCUGAUAAUGACGACAAACUUUUCAAAUUAAAAGCGAUGGAGUAAGGGACUAGAACAACCUAUUGGUGACGUAAAAAAAAUAAAAGGGGUGGGGGUAAGUUUGCUAACCACAACAUGUGGUCAACACAUGGGGUAUAACAACUUCCGUCUUAAAAUAAUAAGAAUUUACAUUUUUUUUAAACGGAAUUCUUUUUAGUUAAAUAUUAAUAAUGAAAAUAAAACAAAAAAAUUUUCCUUUACACAAUUUUUUUUUUAAUUGCUUAAAAAAACUACAAGGUGUAUCAAGAGAAAGGAAUAUAAGAUGCAACAUACUUUUCUAAUAAUGGUAAUUUUCUUAGUGUCGCAUUCAAGUUGGCCAGAAUCUCUGAUAUACAUACUCUUAAAGUACUCCAUUGUGUGUCGAUGGCAUCGACGUAUCUUUUAAAAGUUUAUGGGGCCCUCAAACCGUAUGACCAAACGCCAGUUCAAAGGGGCCGAGUCCAAGUGAUUAUUGAACUGCUUCACUGGUGGCGAACAGUAGCAAGCUGAUUCCUUUAUCCCAGAAUUUCUUUUGUUCUAGGCAAUACGUUCUCACCAUAUUCUUUAGUGUUUAUUAAAAUCACCCAAGUACCCUCUACGAUUCAAGAUAGUAUGCGCCCUACAAGCAGUGCUGAAUUCCUAGGUGGUUUAUCAACUUGUUAUAAAAAUUCCAGCCUUAUAUUUGGUUCCUUAUUUAGACAGUACCGACUUCGAAGUAGAAACAAUAUUUUUAAAAAUUCCUUAGUGUUUUGACCAUGUUCGGAGGCUUGAUAUUGAGAAGAGGAAUACCUUCUGGAAAAGAUUUUGAUUUCGUCUUUGCAGUGAUACAAAGCAGUCUAGUGUCACGCGAAUUAAAGAAACUUCAAACGCUAAAAUUGUUUAAAGAAGAUUAUCUUGUAUAUUCUGAUUUGAUUUGCCUUCUACGUGACUUCUUUCUUAAUUUUAGGCCAAAAAGUGCGAGGGUAAUUUGUUAUGAGUCUCCUUGACUCAAAAAUGACCUAAAAAGGCUGAUGCUUGGCCGAGUUCAGUAUGUCGUCCAGAAAAUAGAGAGACUCUAUGAUUUAAUGAACUAUCCUCCAUUCAUUGUCAGCUGCUGUGUGUGGAGGUCGCCAUUUUCUCUUAAGUAUCUCAACUUGUAGUUAGUACCAUAAAUGAACACAAUCAACUUUUUCUCGGUUCAAAGCGUUGUCACAAUUUAGCAAUGUCUGUAUCGUUCUUUUGCUCUUUGAGAAUCUGCGUAUGAUUUGGUCAUUUGUGAUUAUUUAUGAAACAGGUGGUCACUGUACUAGCCGGAGCUUAAAGAGCCGAAGGUCACAAGCCCUUACCAGAAAAUGUUUCUUAGUAAUAUAAUGCACUUCUAGUUACUUUUACUCAGGCUCCACCUCCUUUCCGGUGUAACAUCGGUCAGCUUUCCUAUGAUUGUUAGACCCGAAUUCUCAUGUCCAGCGUUUCAUGAUCCUCAUUGUAGCGUACCGCUACGAUGCUGAGAUGAUACAUAAAUAAUUUACAAAAGAAGUUACAAAAGCUUGCCUAUUACACACUGUAGCGUGUAAUAUUUUACGAUCUCUUAACCUAGAUCAGCCAUUGCCAAACAGUUUUCAUCAAAACACCAUGAUUUCACAAAUUCCUCGUAAGGGUUCCAAAAUAUAAAAAAAAUCAAUGAUAACACGAAUUAAAUUAAAACCCACUUGAGACCAAGAAAUCGUUCUUAAGUUGGAAGCAAAAUAGAACAAGUCAUUAGUUCCUGGAACUACAAGGGAAAGGGAUGUGAAGGCAGCUAUUGAAACUGUGAGGUUUUUUAUGUAAAGAAUAUAACAUAAGAUAUUUGUCAACAAGUUCAUGGUAAAUUAAAGAGGGUUAAACUUUGUUUAUACGAUUUCAAACGUAAGAGACGUAUGAGAAUAAAUUCACUCAAAAAUCGAAAUAAAGAGAGCUAAAGUUUUUAUGCUUAUAUGAGGUGGUAAGUAUCUGUGGUUUUUAUUUGCAUAAUUUUAGUAAAAGUAAAAGGUUUUAUAGAUCUAAAAAAUAAUAAUAAUGUUUUAAAAAUGUAUUAAUUUGCAUUUGAAAACAAUAAGAUGUAAUGUGUUUUAAAGAUGUUAUAUUUUACAUUUGAAUGCGUACAUAUUUAUUCAUGUAUUUAUUUAUUUUUUGCUUUUAUAGCCUACUGGGACAGCCAAUCUUUGAAUAACAAACCUGUGAAUGAUAAAAAAAACCUAAACUGUGGCGUUUUAGACUCUUUUAAUUAACAGUUUAUCCACACUACAACUCUCUACUGUGUGUUUACAUUAGAAUGUAAUGUGAUGGUGUACCUUUCCUUUAAGCGUAUACCAACUUUUGGUCAGAGACCUAACUUACAAGAGAGUGAAACAAAAUAGUAUUGUUAAAGUUAUGAAGACUUAUAACUGCAUCAUGUUUUAUAUGAAAGGAAGAAGAAAUUGUUAAAAUAAAAUAGAUUUUUUGUUACAUUGUUUGCUUUCUUGUAAAAAUAACGAGUUUCAAAAAAUAAAAAAUUGUUUGGUAUUAAAAGUCAUUGUUUAUUGAAUUGGUAAGAAGAUGUCACUUCAGAUUUACCUGUUCCAUUGCUGUCUCUGAUUAGUUCUUUAUAUUUAUAAUUUAAGGCCACGUGUGUUUAAAAAUGCAUUAAUAUCUUAUUAAAGAUAACAAUGACAUUAAUUCUAAAUUAAAUUAAAUAUUAAAAAAAUGGAUGUCAGGUUUUGCCUUUUGGGUCAAUGUUUAUUUUUAAUUUGAUGGAACACUUCAGUCCCGUCAUACAAAUCUUGGUAACAUUGUCGUGUAAAGGUAAAUGUAUAAUUGCUUUGUCUUAAACUUGGAUAAAACAAAAACAGUACUAUUUUGUUACGUUAAAACGAUUUUAAAAUAGAGGUGGGUUAAGCUGAAAAACAAUCAGACUGUAUAGACAGGUCUGCGAUACAAACUGCUAUUCACAAUCCAACAGUUAGCAAAAACCCCAGUACAUUCCCAAAAAACAGAAAUUCAGGAAAUAUGUUAAAAAGAAAAUGGACGAAUCUGAAAACGGGAUGCAACAAAGCAACGUGGACAGAGUUUCACAUUGAUUCACUGGGCUCGUAAAUUUAAAAAAAAUAUUAAAAAACUUGAGGAUUUCCUUAUCUGACAUUGAAAAUUUAAAUGAUUUUUAUCACUGCUUUGUUUCCAAAUGAGACAACGUUUAUGAUUUAUAGAAAAGCCCUGCAAGAAAUGUUUAUCUUUUGGCAAAAAGUUGAAUUAACUACUGUUAUUUAUAGUAUCCCCUACCUAUCUUUGACAGAAACGGACUCUGACAUAAGAGAAAAAUAUUCACCUACGAGAUGAGUUUCUAGGGCGAGCAGAUAAUGCAAAAGAAAGGACCACAGUGGGAACCCGAAAGUUAGACAAAUUAAUGGUGCCAUCGUAAUGGCCCAACAAAUAAAUUAUUUGGAUAUGCGACCUGGUCAGAAUGUCUGUGCUGGAAUGAAAGUUUACAUUAGCAGGCCCUCCGAUAUCAGGGCCAGAGGAAAACCUCACGUUCAGUGGAUUGACCCUGAAAAUCCACAAAUAACUUCAAUCCGUCAACUAUACCUCCUCGGUAACAGUUGGCUGAGGAAGGAUAAAAGUAUCUGUAAUGUAUUGUAUGAUUGUAUAUGCUGAACACUCUUAAUUUACUUAUCAUUUAUAGCUGUAUCCAUGUAUCCUGCUUUGCGGUUACUGAUAAUUAUUGAGAUAAUUAUUUAUGUGGAAGCAUGGGAUAAGUCAGAUGUGGUGACAUCACUAUAUUUUAUUCACACAAUACGUUUUACAAAAAUGAGAAAUAAAUCUCGAGGUUGGAGUAAAAAUAAUUGUCAGGCUCUUAUACACUUCACGUAUUAUAUAUUACACUCUAAUGGGCGAUAGCUAGUCCGAUGCUAUGAGAUAUUUCUUUACCAUGUUCAAAAAUCACUUCCUCUCGUAGUGUGCAUGACAUUUCAAUAUAAAACUUUGUGUUAAUACUAAAUUACGCGACAAAAUGUAUCGUAAUAAUUGAGCUGUUAGAGUAUCCAUUAUAUUUAAUUUUCAUGAAAGAUUAUUGUGAAACUUGAUUUAUAAACCCAAUAUAUAUUAUUUUAUGAACUGAUAAAAAUUUGACAACAUAAGUUGGAACUGUAUUUUAGUUUUGAAUUUGUCUUCUUGCUUUUGAAAUGAAAACAAUACAACUGUCUUUACUGCUUAUCACUAGAAUCGGGUUGUUGUAAACUUAGUGAUCGCUAGCAUCAAGUCAUUAAACACCCUUAUUUCUGCAGUAAAUAAAAUCUAACCUAAAGCUCUUAAUUGUCGCCUUUUAUGGAAGGUCUUCCUUGAUAAUAGUUUUGGUUUUAAAAUUUUUCAUAAGAAAGUUAGUUGGCAAUCAUUCUACAAGCCUUUCGACACUGUUACUGAAUUUAUUUUCUAAUACACCAAUGCAUUUCUAAGUAAUGACCUGUUCAACACGACAUUCCUUAUGUGUGUUGUAACAUUUAAAGCGGGUAAGUGGUAUUAAAAUAAAAUAAGUCAUCUUUUGUAGUAUCAGUUGACUAUGAGUGUAAUAUUUACCUUUUUUAUAUCCUGAAUGGACUAGAUGUAGAAGUAAUUUUUAAAAUAUGUUUUUGAUAAUCUUUAUGUAUUGUUCGCACUUUUAAAAUUGCAACAUUAAAGUACAAAGAGGACAUGUUUGUUUCUUCUGUUAAUGGAAGUAUCAGAAUACGGAAUAAAUCAAUUUACUUUCACUGAGGUAGUUGUUGUUUGAGAGUAUGAUUUAGUCCAGCUUUAAAUUGAUGGUAAAGAGAAACAUACAUUUGGUCAUAAUACGGAUGGCAAUAAAAUGAAAUAAAACAAGAUUUUUUCCUCAGAUUCUCUAAAUUACAAAAAUAUUUUCUUAAAGUAAGCAAGUUCUUUCUUCAACUUAGAUAGAAAAUUUAUUAUAGAAUAUUUAUUAUAGAACGAUGUGUAUAUAAAAACUGCACUUAUGUUGUUAAUUUUAAUUUCAUUUAUCUUUAAUUCGUAUUUUAAACCAUUUUAUUUAUUCACUAACAAAUCUUAAUCGUGUAUCAGUGCAUAACGUGCUAUUCAAUUAUUUUAUUUAUAUACUGUGAUAACACAAGGAAGCAAAAUAAACAGAUAUUUGUUCUUUAAAUAAACAAAGCUUUACCGACACAUAAGGAAGUUUAGGCUUGUAAAUCUAAGAGAUACUUUGCACUUAUACUUUUGUGACGUAGAUGUGUGCCUGGCUUUAAAUUUCUGUACUGAACCUUGAAAACAUAAUGCAAUCUCUACUGCAUUAUCCUCAAAUAAAACAAUAUCUUUGUCACAUUAAUAUAUUACAUAUUUAAUAUAUACGCCAAAUUAUUAUAACAUCUUAACCAAAUAGAAAUAACAAGAUUUCAGUAACUAAAUAUGCUGCAGGCAUAACAGUUUUAAAUAGUUUCUUCUCUGGAUAUCAGAAUAAUAUGUUCUGUUUUUAACCCGAUAAUUAUGUUCAGGAAAGGAAAAAUGUGAUUGCAUCAUUAUGUGAAUAUAAAUCUCUAAAAAAACAAUUAUUUUUAGAUAUAAAUAUAUUAUCUCUUUUAAAAUUAAGGAAAUUUGUGUUUUACCAUCUUUCUAAAACAUGAUUAUAAAAACAUCUUUGUGAUUUAUAAGUGUCGAAACUGUGUUGAAAAUGACUAAGGAAAUAUCCUUUUCUCCAAGAUUUAAAACAUUAAUAUUUGUAAUGGAUGUGUCUAUUUUUUAAAAAAAAAAAAUUAUGUUGCUAUAUAUUAAACCAUCUGAUACAUUUAUCACUGUUAUUAAACAAUCCAUAUAAGUCGACUCAUGGGACGUGUAUUUUUAAUCUAUACCUUUUCUAGGAUUACACGCCCGUAAUUUAUACGUUUAUAAAUUUUGAAGCUUAUCUCAAAUCUAUUCCACUUAGUGUCAUUUAAGAGAGCUAUGUGGAGAGAAAAUAGAAUAUAUACCAUCGUAUUAUUUCAGGGAAUUACCCAUUGGUAUUUUAACUACGUUCAUUUUGUCUAGCGAGCUGUGUGUUUCCUUAUCAGCUUUCCGGGAAGGGCAAAGGCGCGGGUAUACUAAAUAAUAAAAAAACUUGUCAAAGGGAACCAGGCACAAGUGCACCAGCCAAACAGACACUACGUGGUAUACCUUCACUGCAGUCCACUGCGCAUGAAUGCCUUAUAGACGCACAAUUCAUUAUUGAUGAAGAUUUAGUAAUCGUAUCAUCCUCUUCAUCAUUAGGAAAGUGAGUAGGAAGUGGCCUAAGUAUAUAUGGUUUUCGAAAUUUAAUGUGAUAGCGGUAUGCAGCUAAAUCAUGAUUAAUGUCAUGAUUAUGUCUCUUUUGAUACAUUUUUAUGUACAGCGCGGUGAGCCCAGCCCUAGGCUGGGGUACCACGCUAUAUAAGACCUCUUAUUAUUAUUAUUAAAUCAAGUGCUGUUGUCUUCUUUGGGCUACCAUUCUGUCAAAACUCUUUGCACUUUUUACACAUUAGUAACCUCUUAGGACAAAUGACAGAUACCUGGAUGUUUACAGCUUGCCAAUCAGUCGAAGGUACAUCUCAGUUUAUUUUAUUAAUAUAACAUCACAAGAUAAAUUAAACUUAGAAACAAAUUAUUUUUGAAAAAUAUUUUUAAACGUUUAAUUAACUUUAUUUCUUAAUUAAUUUUAAUGAUAUAUCGUUAAAUUAAAGUUAACAUAAUUUUAACUAAAACGAUAUUAUUACAAUGUAUUCAUGUUUGAAUGAUUAUGUUGGUCAAGAUGGCCACGUAUAAACUAUUUUAUUUUAAUCAAAUGCAUUUAACGUGAAUAUUACAGAUACAUGGAGAUUCAGUAGUAAAAAUGUGUAUACAUUGUAUAUCACAAAUUAUAAAUCCCUAGGUAUUAUAACUAUUUGUCAUAAUAUUUAUAUUUGAUUUGUUUUUAAAUGUUAAAUGAAUUUGUUGUUUUUUUUUCUUAUAUACGGAAAUGUUUUUAUUAUUUCUUAUUCAAACUUUAAUUACGUGUAUUUUUUCUAGAUCUAAGAGACCAGGAAGUAAAUUCUACCAUUGGCUUAAUAGAAAAUGUGAUUGAAUAAUUCAAAAGGGGAGUUGCGAUCAGCUAUUGUGACAAGACGACCUGGUUUGCCUUUCACUUUUAUACACAUUAUACUAUUAAUUGUUUAAAAUUAUAGUCUUGAGACUCAAAUUAGGACAAGGAUUAUUUGAAAAACCACCUGAGUGAUCUUUAAGAUAUUGUUCAACAGGAAUGAUGAUAAAUCGUUAGAGCGAUUUCUCAUUUACAGGAAUCAUGUAAUUAUAUCUCACAAUUAUUGUAUUCAUUUAAUUGUAAAUUAGUUAGUUGGUUAUUUUUUUUAAAAUUUCUUUCGUCUUCAAAGAUAUUUUACGCAAUGGGAGUCGCUUAGUCAAUUAUUUUGUCACGUGAUAUGAGUAAAAACGAGUAAGAUUUCCGGUAGGCUGUAUACAACACACUAGUGCUUGACAACAGUAGCCCGUUACACACUACAACUACACUACAUUUCGUCCAAUGAAAAUUAACAAUAAAAUAAACAAAGGGGAAUGACUCCUGCAUCAAUAUUGAAUAAAAACGCAAAUGACGUCAUUACAACAGUAGCCCGUUACACACUACAACUACACUACAUUUCGUCCAAUGAAAAUUAACAAUAAAAUAAACAAAGGGGAAUGACUCCUGCAUCAAUAUUGAAUAAAAACGCAAAUGACGUCAUGAGCACGCACGGAGCUCAACAACAUCCUGCCGAUAAUAGUAUUGAUAGUUCCCAUCGAAUAUCGCUCACAAAUUUUUCUUGAAAUAACUUUCUUCCUUUAAUCAUAACUGACGUAUAUUUAUUGUCACAUCUAUGGAUUUCAUUUAAAAAACGCAUGUAUUCCAGAAUAUUUCGAAAGGUAAAAUUUUUAAGUAACAUGACAUUGGGGAAGCACUGAUGAAGUAUCUUUUGUUGUGUGUAACAGCCUAGUGAUGGCUUACUCACAUCACGUGACCAAACAAGGAAGUGACUAAGCGACUCCCAUUGAAAACAACCGUGAUUGAUUUAGCUUCAUUGAAUUCUUACAAAGAAACUGGUUGAAAAGCUGAAAUUUUUAACUCAAACCAGUAAAUGAAUAACGAUACUAAUAAUAUUUAAGUAUUGAAAUUUUAGACAAAGUUAACACUAAGAAGUAUUGAAUACAAAAUUGUAUUUGUAUCUACUUCAUAUUUUUAUAGCCUUAUAAGUUUUAAGGAAAAAAAAGAAGCACUGGUUAAAUGAAAUUACACAAAUAGUUCAACAAACUUGUAAGAAAUAAACGUUAUUCGGCUAAAAACAUUGUCAGAAAGUAACAAGGGUAAAAUCAAAAUAAAUACACCUCCUAACAAGUAAAAUAGUUUCGCUCUGAAUCAUAGAACAAAAUAACAAAUGAAGGUAAAUUGUGAACCUCAAAUGAUGGGCGUGGGGAAAUGGAAAAAGAAUUAAAGUAAUUGAAUAAAAAUAAAUCGAUAUGAAAACAAUGAAAUGUAAGUAAGUAAGCUGUCAAAAUCAUUUUUGUAAUCUUUUACUCCAAACACAUUCUGGCUGUCAUUUCUUUGGAUAACUUUUAAAAGUGACGUGACCAUGUCAAUUAUCGCCGCAUUAACUCUGGUGAAUGAUCCGAUAUAGUCAAAACUUAGUCCUACUCUAAAAUAUUUUGCAUCAUCUAUUCCCUACACACUGCUUCAGUUCAACAGUAGUAUCAAAAAUAUAUUCAGUUCUACAAGCUUCACUACUAUAAUUUUAGAAACAUAUUCCACACAGACUAUCAAACACAAAAUAGUACUGAACUUAACGAACGGUAUUACUAAUAGACGGCACUUACCCCUAAACUGAGUUACGAGACUUAACUACGAGAACUUAACAUGACUCCUGCUAUUUCUUACGCAGUAUAAAUUCUAACCUAAAGCACAUCACUUGUUUCUUCUGCUUGUUUGUCCUCCUCGUGUUUAUUAUUGGUGAGCUGAGCCUUUAUACUCCACCAUGACUUUUCUUUAUUCUCGAGCUUUCUGAUACAUUGCUGUUACGUACCAUUAGGAUUUAGCGCUUUAGAAGAUCACUACUUAACAAAGGACUAAAACCAGUGCGCUAAGAAAAAAGAUACCAAAGCUAGUGAAGUUUAAAUUAAUCAAUUUAUUUAAAUUAACAAUGUUGAUAUCUUAACAAUAAAUCAACUCCAUAGAAAUGAUAAAAGGGUAAAAAAUAUAUCAAAUGACAGAACUUGAAUAUGUCUUAUAAUAAAGAGGUGGAAAUAAUAAUUCCCACACAUGGCGAAAAUAUUAAUCGACAGAAGUAAUAAUAAUUGGGAAAUUUUUAUCCACACACACACGAUUGUAAGUAAUCACGAGCUACGUCUCGCAAAGUUUUUCGCCCAUUUUUUUUCUGCAUUACAAUUAACCGCCAAUUUAAAGUGGGGGAAACUUUCUAUUAUUCAUAUUCGAAACAUUCAUACCCAGGGACCCAUGUGGCACGUGUGAGUUUACAGACUUUUAUAACAAGAUUUGCACGUAGCACUCAAGAGUUUUGCUUGUCAUUAGUUAAUUUCAAAAAAUUUUAAACCAGCUUCUCUUAUCAAAUACACGAGAGUUUUGCACCCCAGUAAAAUUGUUCAUAACCAUUACGUAGCACGUAAUAUUAAUCAAGCUCGUGGGGGGGGGGGGGAGUAUGCAUGGCACCAAAAUGCGGGGUUGGGUCACAAAACACGAGAGGCGAUAACUCAGCUUGUAACCUUGAAAAUUAUACAAAAACCUAAUCGUUAGAGUUUUGCACCCCAGUAAAAUUGUUCAUAACCAUUACGUAGCACGUAAUAUUAAUCAAGCUCGUGGGGGGGGGGGAGUAUGCAUGGCACCAAAAUGCGUGGUUGCGUCACAAAACACGAGAGGCGAUAACUCAGCUUGUAACCUUGAAAAUUAUACAAAAAUCUAAUCGUCAGCUUAAAUUGCAGCAUGACGAGACGGUCAUUAUUUGAUCUUUGCAAUAUCGUGAAUGUGUUCAAUAAUUAAUGCAUCAAAGAGGUAUUGUCCUGACUUACAAGUGUAAAUGAAUCAACAAACUAUCAGAGGAUUAAGUUAUUAAUUUACAUAAAGAUAGAUUGUUGAAAUGUGAAUUCAUUUAAUUAAUAAGGUCUAAGGAAAGUUAAUUUCCUAUCAAAUUGUCAAAAAAACUGUUUAUUGCCAAGGCGUUAGCGUGCAUACUCUGCACCGUUUAUUCGGGCCAAGUCAAAAUGGCCCCCGGAGGUUUUUGUCGACAGCUUUAUUGUCAGAGGCCCUUUUGACAUGAGUAAAAUUGUAAAGAGUCAUAUUGUCGGUGGCCUUAAUGACCGGGGCACUUUUUUUGGAGACUAUAUGACGGGAGAAUUAUUUUCGGGACCAUUUUCUUAGGGGCCUUAUUAUCGGGGGCUCAUUUGCGAGUGCCCUAUUGACGGGCCUUUUUUUAUGAGAUAAUUCGUCGUAGUAAUUUUUCAAGGGCUGAUUUUUCUCAGACCAUUUUGGCGUCACACGCGUGCUAUCAUACAUCUAUGGCAUAGUGUUUCUUUGUUAUGUGACGAGGUGGGUGUUUACAAAAGGAUACGGCGGAAAACAUUUUUGUUUUAAAGUAUUCUUUUUUUCCUAUGCUGGAAAAGAAGUAACUUCCUAAUGAUAUAUUUUUUGCCAUUUACCAGCCGUUAAUAUCAAUACGCUCCUCCAUGGCAUACGUUUAGUCAGGUGACAGACUGAUUAAACUACCUGGCAGAAAAAAAGCGUGGCGUGGCUAGGCUAAGUGCCAUUAGGGGGCUGACCAAGAUAAUUUCCCACCCUAUUCUGUUAAAAUAAAAUACGAACUCCGCCGUUGCUAUAAAAUACCACCACUCCAUUAUAAAGAAAUAAGUGCUCCCUUAUGGCGCACCGCCCCUCCCUACGCCACUACAGAGGAUGGUCUGCUUGCAAUAGUGCUAAUUAGCACUGCGUUCUAACAAAAUUUUUAGUUUGACGGAACGCUGGAUAAGUUUCGUAACUGAACCACGGACCGGUGUCAGAUUAAUUAAUUAUAUUUUCUUUUUAUUCGACCACAUGGAUGUUGUGCAGAAAGUUAUCGUAGAGCGCACGGACCGGACCACCUCUUGGGGAACGCUGAAUUAGGGACUUAUUUCCAGGUCUAGGCGCACGGUUCAAAAGUUUGGGCGACCGGGUAGAGUUUGCUUUUAUUUCUUCAAUCUGUUAUUUCAUAGUAAUGUGUUACCCUUUUUCCAAUAACCUAAAUAAGACCUAAAAAAAACUAAUAAUAGUGAUAAAUUAUGAAAAAAAGUAUUGGAAAUGCCCUAAAACUUAUUAUGACAAUAGGCAUUUCCAAGCUAAUAACCUAAUAUUUUCCAGAAUUAAAAAAAAUUGUAAAGAAAUACAGAAAUUUAUAAAACCAAUAUGAAGGGUCAAUAGUAACCUCAACCACAUUUUUUAGAAAAAUAAAAUCAUCUUAACAUUUCUAUAACUUUAUAAUCACUUCAUGAAAUUUUACAAAAGCCCCCCCCCCCCAAAUCAUAACAAAAAAAGCAAUAAUAUAACUCUUUUGAACCUCAUAACCAUUUUCAACUUUCUAGCGAUUUCAAGAUUUAAAUUCAAUCUCAAUUACGCAUUAAUUUUACCAAUAGGUAAAGAGAUACAGAAAUGACAGAGGUAAAGUCUUCUUUCAUUUUAAUGAAUAAAGAUAGCUUGUAUUCAAAGUGCUGACCUCAGGGCCACCGAGAGGAUUAUUAAUUGCUGGAAAAAGAAUAAAAAUGGUUCACUUUUACCGACACAAGUACACAUUAAUUUAAUAUGUCAUAAUUGAUAAAUUAUAUGAAAAUGUGCACAUAUUAUAAUCAAACGGAGACAGUUACUUCUGUAAAAGAAAAGAAAAAGAAUAAUACACAUUAGUAUAUAAACAAUAAUGAAACAAUAUAAUAAGUAGUGAAUUUAUAACUCGAUUCAUUAUAAGGUCAUAGAAGUUUUUAUAGUUGAGAUCUAAUGGAAUUUAUUUUAUGCUAUACAAAGGUUCUUUCCUAGCCUUUUUCCUGGCUAAAUUGUGAAUCCGGACAUCAAAAUAAUCAUUUUUUCAAGGUAAGACAAAAUAUUACCGAGUCUUACCAAAUUUACCAUUUCCCAAUCAUCAUUUUUUCCAGCUUUAUUUUGCUGAAUAAGUUCUUUGCAGAGAUGACUUUGACAGGAAUUGUUAGCAAAAUACGAAGGCAACACAUAUAUUAGAAAAUUAGCUUGAUGAAAAGAUGGCAAAUGACUUUUCUCAAUUAGGGGAUAUUGAUCUGACAGUAACUUUUAUUUUUUUACUUAUGUUCAUCGUAAGGAAUCGUUAGGUACUUCCAGAGAAAACUGAACUUCUCCGAAAGCAUAUCAUCCAUGCAUCUGUGAAACGUACAGUGAGUCCACCACUAGCAUUAUCCAAUAUUACAUCGAAGACAUAUUUUAAGAAAUAUGUUUGCUUAGGGGAUUCAUCCAUUCACCUUGUUUAGACAUAUGUGCUUCCAUGUAGCAACUCCAUCAUGGAACCUCUUCCUUUAACGUUUUGCUUUACCCCAAUUUUCUGAGAAUUUCUCUUACAUGGACAAAUUAGAAGCAAUAUUUUUAUUUUUGCUACACGUACUUUUCCAAAGAUUUAUCAGAUAUGAAAUCAAUAUUCUUAAGUUGGACUCUUCGAGAUCCAGCGCUGCAUUUCCGGACCGUUAAAUAUAUCAACUGUAACUAAUACCCUUUGUGACAUAAGGCGGAGCUCCAUCUGUCCAUGUUCUUGUUUGGCGGUUAUGUUUACUCCGCGAGAUUUUUAACGCUAAUUUGAUGCUUAGCAAGUGGGUUACAAAGUGAUUUAUACUUUCAACACGGUCUGACCAUCGUAUGCUAGACAUGCCGUGAAAAGAGCAUUUUGUACAGUUCCAAAGUAUGUUAUUGCUUCAGGAAAGUAUUUUGUGACGUCCUUUCCUCAAAAAUUGAGUGUGUGUCAUUCACAUGGUGAAAAUAAAGCUGUUUCACUUUGGUCAAAUAUUCUUGUUUGUGCACCUUUAUAUUUUCCUGCCAUGUUGGCUGCAUUGCUGUGCACGACAAUCUGACAGUGAAAUAUCGUUUUCUUUCUAUGUUUCUACCAUCAUCUGUGCUAUUUAAUAAACUGUGCUAUGGCUUUUGUCGACAAAAAUGUAAAAAUCAUUGUACAAAUACCAAUUUAUAUUUUAAGCAUAAUUUACCUUAUUUUGCUUCUUAUCUUUUUAUGUUUUCUUUGUUUUCAUUUUUUUGUUUUCUGUUUACAGUGUAUGGGAACGUUGAAAUCAGAAAAACAUGACAUUUUUAGCUAUCUUUGUCUUAGUGCUACACAUUAUUAACAACUGUGCUGAUUGUAAGUACACGUGAACAUUUAUUGUCUGGUGUUUAAUCUGUAAAGAAAAUUUGACGUGUUUUUUAGUAUAUUAUUUUAGACACUUAAAAAUUAUUUGAUUUAAAAUGGUAAUUUUUGAAGAAGUGUGGCAUCAACUUUAACUAACAGCAAAAUGAAUUAUUUAACUUGUUAUAUAUAAAAAUCCGUUUUGUAAAUGGAAAUGUUUAGCUUUUAAAUAUGUAUAAAUUUUAAAUAUUAAAAUACUAUAUACUAAAUUAUGGUAUGGUCAUAAAUAACGAAGUCUUUAUUUAAACAAAUCGUCUUUUGUAGCAUGUAAUACAACAGACCGUUUCAUCAAAAACUGGUUUGGUUCUGACUGCCAGUACAAAUGUCACUGUAAGAACAAUGUAGCUUGUAAUAUUACCAAUGGUGACUGUCCCAAUGGAUGUGAUAUUGGAUGGUUUGGUCCAGCUUGUCAGUAUGGUAAUUUAUUUCUAUUCAUAUAUUUGGAAUCGAUUUUUUUUUAUGAUGUACCUUUUAAAGUCAUUAUAUUCAGUCACCUCGAUUAAUCAAAUAUGGUCUUAAUUCACAUAUCCCUUUCUGUAGCAAUAUCACAUGAGCUGCUAUUUAACACGUUAUAAUAAAAUGACAAACUGCCUCCAAACCCUCAUCUUUUCUAAAGAUAAAAAUGUUGUUUCUUUUUAAAAACAAAAAUAUUUUUUUUUUUGAAAGUGGUUUAUAUCUUAUAGAUAAGGUAUUUUUUCAGCUGACAUCGUCAAAAAUGCAACCUUAACACUUACGCCUGACUUGACACAAGAAGUUGCCAAGAUCUCAGACGGGGAUGACACAACGUGUGCUGCUCUCACUGGAUCUAAUUUAGAACUUAAUGUCACCUGGAGCUUUGAUUUUUAUUUCACAUGGUUGAGAAUUGUCGUCAGGAAUACAGGUGGUAAGUAAUGAAAUAUAUGCACUUAAAAAAAAUUGAGAAGGUAUAAAAUAAUAACCGGCAUGUUCUAUUCAUUUUAAUUAAUUAGUUUUGAUUGAUACUAAAUUUCCACAAAUAAAAGUAUUUAUAUUUUGAUUUGCAUUUAUGUCAUAAACAUAAAUAUAGUCUUAGAAUUUAUUGAUAUAUAAAUAUAUUUCAUAGUAAUACAUUUUUGUCUGCAUGAUUUAGAAUUACAGAAAGAAAGCAUUUCACUAAAGUUUCCAGAUAACGUCACAACACAACAGUGGUCAUGUGUAAAUGUAAUUAUUGACAAUGUAACACUAGACAUCUAUUGUAACAUAUCUAAAGUUACCAGAACAAUAUUACUAAAUGGACCUGCAGUCGACAGCCUGUGUUCCCUUUACAUCACCGAAGGUAAAAAUUGUUAAAAUUAUUUUAAUGAAAUAAUUUAAUAAUUUUCAUCUUCCCGCAUUCGCGAAUGAUAGAUGAGCUAUAGACACAUAAUCGAAACGCUUACGAGGCCGAUCCUGGAAUAGCAUUCUUAGCUGCACUUCGUCCAGGAGAACCAUAAAUUCUUGUUAACUUUGCCCUUUACUGAUGUUCGCUUGCUGGAAGAUCUCCCAUUCUUAUAUUUCUAUACCAGCAUCCCGAAUGGUUCUUGUCAAAAUGUCCUUAAACCCCAGUCGAGGCCAUAAAAUAAGUUUUGCCCCUUCUGCCUAUUCACCGUAAAGCAGAUUCCCAAGUAUACGGCCUUCCUCCAUUCUCCUUACAUGACCUAACCAGUGAAGGCACCAUUUUCUAAGAGUUGAGAAUACGUUACACAUUUUGGCACGCUCCAAAACCUCUUUGUUAGACACCUUGUCCAGCUAUCGAGUUUGUAAAAUAAGACGCAGACAUCUUUGUUGGAUGCUGUUUAGUUUCCACUUAUGACUGGCCUAUGUUUUGUUUAAUUUCAAUGCCACAUAGGAGCGUAUUGAGAACACAUGCCAGAUAGAGGCUUUGUUUUGUACUUUCAAUUAGUUUAAGAUCAUUUACCCCCGCUUAUUCAAUUUAGACAUAGUUGAUGUGGUUUGUGCAAUCCCCACUCGUUAUGUUUAGAGGGAACUGUGUUGUCAAGAUAUUUGUUUUCUGUAGAUAGUUUUAAUUUUUUCCCAUACAGAGUAGAUCGAUUUUGUAAUUUUGUCUCAAACUAAGUAUCUCGAUUGUGUUAAAUUUUCCAAUUAAUUCGUAAAAAAGAUUAUAACUUAUGAUUUACAGAGGCAAGAAAUCCUUGUAAAUGUGCAAAAACUAAAAUUAAUGAUUUCUCCUAUUUAGGUUUGUUUCUGUUUUCUCUUUCUUAAUAAAUAGUAUCUCAGCAAAUUUUUGCAGUAGCACGUUGUUCGCCAAAAGUUGUUCUAACCAAAGCAAGCUGUAUUUUUAAAAUAUUUUGGAUGCUUUCAAUGGCGAUGUUACUUACAUUUUUCUCCAAUUAGUGCAUUUCGUAUGUCAUUUAUUGGUGUUUCUGAUAAAUAAUUCUAAAUUGAUCUGAAUUUGGAUACUUGUGUUCACUUUAUGUAAGAAGAGUAAAAUAAAUUAUGUCUCAAAUGUUAAUUAGUAAACAAAAAAUGUUAUUAAUUGAUUACAUCCGAAUUAUAGUAACAAGUUAUUUUACCUCCCCGCAUUUUUCUCGCAAUGGUACUCUUGAUUUUUUAUUUUUUUAGAUUUUUCAUAUUAUUGUUAUUGUGUUCAUUUUUUCUAUACUUUGUUUUUUCUAUACCUGGUCUUGCUAUAUAAGAUAUAUUUCUUCUUUCUUGAAAUCCCUAAUUUUGUGUCGUAACUUUUCAUUUGUUUUUCUAUAUUUCUGUAAUUGUUUUCUUGUUUUCUUAAAGAAGGAAAACAUUGUAAACUCAUGUUUUUGUUGCUGUUGUAAUUACCACAUUAGUUAUUUGUACUGAGUUUGACUUAAAUAUUAGGCACUGUCAAUAAAAUAACCGUUAGCAAUGUAUGGGUUAACAAGUUUGAUUUUUAAACAAGUAAAUUAUUUCAUCAGGACGAAAUGUUGCACUAAAGCAGCCGUCAAAUCAAACAACAACAGAAAAAAAUCAUGUACAUCAUCUCUCAAGUAACGCUGUAGACGGAAACCACAACUGGGCAGACAACUCUUGCACACAUACUGAUGAAUCUUCCGAUCCCGCUCCAAUGUGGACACUGGUUUUUAAUCGCAACGUUACAGUACAAGCGUACACAAUCUACAAUAGAGUUGGAUGUAUGAAUCUACUGGAAAUAAAGAUCUUUCUCACAUAUACAUUUUAUUGAAGGGAGGGGGCUACUUGUAAUUUAAUCGUUCAUUUUAACAAGAAAGAAGUUUGUAAUUUAAUUGUUUAUUAUUUAACAAAUUGUAAUUAAAUACACCCUUUGUUGAAUAUAACAACAUUAGCUUGUUCAUGCUCUAUUCACAAAUAGCUGGAAGUGACGCAUAUUGCUGUCUAGUCCGACUGAAAGGAUUUCUUCUGACAACUUUUAACCAAAGAAAUCAAAACCUCCAAAAUUACACUGAUACUCUGACGUCACCACAGGAAGUCUACCACAUUUUGUCAACAGAUUCGUGGCCGCAAGUUUCAAAAGUUCAAAUACAAGCAACUUAUAGCGAUAAAAACUUCACACAUAAAGUCCUUACUUUGUGCGAAGUGGAGAUAUACGGUGGUAAGUUUCCUAAAUUAUUUGAUGAGAAUGUACUAGUUACUUUUACACUACUCCAGAUCUCUAGCCUUAUCACUAUUCAUCUCAUUCAGAAUCUUUAAAUUUAUAACGAUUUUUUGGCAUCCGUAUUUCUCCGCUAGAUGAUAGUUGACUUCGGAAUCAUGAAUAUAUUCUUAAGUGGUUUACGAUUCCUAUCCUGGAGAGGAAAUUUGGACUUUAGAUCUCUCAUGAGAACCUUUACUGAUUUAUAUAUUUUGCUUUCUGUAUAGUUUGUUACGCACUGACUUGUAUGGGGAGAAAUUAAUCUCCUAUUUUAAUUUUAAUUGGCUCGUUGUUAAUAGUGCCUAACAAAGGACGAUGCCAUAGAAUCAACAAUAUUAAAGAUACGACACCCACCGCUGUUUCUAGUUACAAUUAAAAAGAUUUAUUAAGUCUUAAUAUAAUUACAAAAGAAAAGAAAAUAUAAUGUCAAUCUUUAACUUACAGUAUGGUAGAUCUUGUACCUGUACACAGUUGAUACAGUUAGAAUAAUGUGUCAAUGAAUAAUGAUGAAGUGCGAAAUAAACACAUAUGAGUAGGGGCACACAAAUAUACAAGGAAUAAAACACGCCUCGUAAAGUUAAUAAUAUCUAUCUGAAUCUCCGUCUUUUCGUCCGUGCCUGUCAAUCCCUUAUGUAGGUCGCGUAAGCCCUGCCUUCCAUAAAGACUUAUGAAGUUCCUAGAACAAUCACAAUCAUUCUACAAAAUACUAUUUGGAACAGAUUAAUUAUUUUUAGUGGCUGGCGGCAUAAACACGACAGAUCAAACGACUAAGCCACACCCCUAUGUGAACACAGCGUCUCAUGCGGGGUCAAUCAUAGGGCACGCACGAGAAAAAUUAUGUAAACAAGCUCUUUUUAACAAGUUCUUUUUGCUUUAAAAAGUGUUCGUUUUAAUAUAUUCGUCUCUUGGAUUCUUAUAUAAGUUUAUAUACGAGAGAUGAUCUAUUAAAGUUUUUUUUUUUUUUUUAAAUAUAGGAAAUAUGGUCUGAAUGCACCUACAUAGAAAUGAGUAAAAAAAAUAUUUCUAUAUUCGUCUCUUGGAUUCUUAUAUAAGUUUAUAUACGAGAGAUGAUCUAUUAAAGUUUUUUUUUUUUUUUAAAUAUAGGAAAUAUGGUCUGAAUGCACCUACAUAGUAAUGAGUAAAAAAAAUAUUUCCUAUGAAGCAACCAGAUGUGACCGGGGCAAUAACAAAGCACUGGUGUAUGCAUGUAAAUAUUUGUGUGUGUAUGUAUGUAUGUAUGUAUGCAUGUGUAUGUGUGUAUGUAUAUGUAUGUAUGUAUGUAUGUAUUGGCGUGGGACCUUAUUUCUUAUGCUGUGAGUUAUGUCAGUAGUAUGGUUACUUAUGUUAAUACUUCAGGAUGCCGACUAAGACUUCUUCAUUCUUCCACUUAUUAUCCAGGCACGCAAAGAAGAAUACUCAAUUCUGGUUAAAACUCACAGUACUCUAUUGAACACACUUUACUGAUAAUAUUAUUGAUAAUCCUUGCAUGAAUGUAAUAAUUUCACAUGUAUAUAUUAUAGUAUUCCAUCAUUCAGAAAGACACGUCCUCACACUACUAUAACUCAGCUCAACUGUCUGAUAACUCAGCUCUCCUAGCUCUCUCUACUGCUCUGCGCUCAGCUCUGACUAUAUCAGUCAACUCAUACUUUAUUACCAUCAAAGCGUGGAAAACAACCGCUCUGACAAAAACAUAAUUUUACUCUCCAAAAACGUGGAGCUCAAAUUUGUUCUCAAAAAUGCAAUCCACUCUCUCUCUCGUGGAAAAACAUGGUCAACACAAUUCACUGUUCACUCAUGCUACCUCUAUGUUUUCUUGUGAAAACAUAGUCCGUUACAUGCCCCACCCAUCUGAAAAAUUUUUGUGCAACAAAAUUUUUGGCAAAAAUUAUAUGUUGAAAUAAUGAUAAUGUCUUUUGGAAAAUUUCAAUACCACAUCCAUCAAUCCUUUAAAUAAGUGUAUAAAUAUUAACAUUUCAUCAUUAUGAAAUACAUUGCCUUUGGCAGUUAAUAUCACACAUAAUAGUGCAUAAUUUAAUUUGGCAAAAAAAUUUACAAAAUCUAUAAUGACAACCUCUUAAAAUUCUUACGUAUGAUAGUGUGAAGUGACAUUAACAUCUUAGUGAUUAAUAAACACUGCAAAAUGAAUGUAACAACCUUAAAUUUUGCAUUAGAUAAUUUACAAUUGGUUAAAAUCUGAUAUUCAUUUACAAAAUUGAUAUGUACAAGUAUAUUUCGAAAAAAGUGAUUGAACGUAUGUGUGUAUCUUCAUUUAGAAUGUCUGACUAAUGUGUCUUAAGUCAGUGUCUUUGUCAUUGUCUGUAUGUUCAAUGUGUCUGGAGAGGAAAUCAGCUACUGUGUUGUCUUUUCCUUUUAUUGUCCUUAUCUCAUACUGAUAAUCUAAUAGGAUCAACGACCAUCUGUUUAUUUUGCUGUUUGCUAUUUUCUUUCUAUUUAGUGCCAUUAAUGGCUUGUGAUCAGUCAAUAAUAUAAAUUUUCUACCUAAUAGAUAUUUCUGUAAUUUUGUGAGUGCCCACACAAUUGCUAAGCAUUCCUUCUCAAUGGUUGAGUAGUUAAUUUCAGUUCUGCUUAGUGCCCUACUUAAAUAGGUAAUUGGUCUUAGUUUAUGAUUGAAUUCUUGCAUAAUGCAAGCUCCUAAUCCAAUGUUGGAGGCGUCUGUCACUAAAGUGAAAGACUGAUUAAAAUUGGGUGAUAACAAUAUGUUGUCACUUUGGAAAAUUUCUUUGAUUAUUUUUAAUGCAUUCUCACAUUCAUCCGUCCAUACUAUUUUUUUCUUGCUAUCUUUGUUUAUUAGUUUCCUUAAAGGUAAAGUAAUAUCAGAGAAUUUUGGAACAAAAGUGCUGUAAAAAUUGCACAAACCUAAAAUGGCUUUGACUUCUUUUUGAGUGUGUGGUGUUUUUAUGUUUAAUAUUUUUCCUCUGUUGUGUUCUGUGGGCUGAAUUGUGUUCUUACUGACUUUAAAUCCUAAAAAUUAUAUUUCCUCUUGUGCAAAUUUUAAUUUGUUUGGUGCUAUUGUGACUCCAUGUGAUCUUAGUUUGUUUAGUACUAUUUUUAUUGUCUCUAUAUGUGUUUUCAUAUCUUUUGUGUGGAUACAUAUAUCAUCAACAAAAUGUACAACAUUUGGUAUGCCUUCUAGCAUGAUUCGCAUGAAUCGAGAAAAUGUUGCGGUAGAAUUGACCAGACCACAUGUCAUUACUGUCCAUUCGAACAAGCCUUCCUCUGUGGCAAAUGCAGUCAAAGGCAUGGAAUCUGGAUGCAUGCCUAUUUGCCAGAAUCCUCUGUUUAAAUCUAGGUGUGUGAAUAAUGUGGAGGAGCCUAUUUCUUCAAGUAGUUCUCUGGUGUCCCUCAUGGGUUCUGCAUCUGAUUGGGUGAUUUUAUUUAACUCUCUAUAGUCACAGCAUAUACGGCACUGGCCAUUUUUCUUUUUUACUACUACCAUGGGUGAUGCUAUUGGUGAAUCUGAUCUUUUAAUCUUGUUGGUCUGUAUUAAAUGAUUUAGUUCUUUCUUUACUUCUUCCCUAAAUGCAUAUGGGAUUGGAUAGAUUUUGUGUUUGAAUGUGGGUUCCUGUGUUAAUAUAAUCUUGUGAUCUAAACUACUAGUGUGUCCUAUGUUCUCUGUGAUGAAAUCUUUGUAUUCUUUUAGAAUUGUUGUUAAGUGUCUGUUUGUUGUGGUGUUACUUUCAUUGUCUUCUAAUUGUAUAACACUAGCAACGGUGGCUGUACUGGUUAUUUCAUUAGUGAUGGUUUCUAAAUCUUCUGGAACAGAGUCAUAUUUUCUGAGCAAGUCCACAUGUAGGACUUUCAAUUCACCCUUCAUGUGGAUUACAUAAUCAACUAAAUUUACCUUGUCAUGUACUGUAAAAGGACCCUGCCAGAUCUUUUGUCCAUUAUUGUUUGGCACCAGACUAAAACUUUAUCAUUUACUUUAAGAUCUCUGAGGUAUCUAUGUGUAUUCUUUAUGUGUCUUUGUCUUUUAGACUCCCUAUCAGUGUUUUCUUUAGCAUUUUCUAUGCCAUAUGUUAUCCUCUCUCUAAUUUUUGUAAUUAUGUCAAAUGUGUCCUGUUGUUUGCCUUUCUGGCCUAAGAUAUUUUCUUUGAAAAGAGUUAAAGGUCCCUUUGGAUUGGCCCCAAACAUUAGCUCAAAUGGAGAGUACCCUGUGGUGUCUUGUAUACUCUCUCUAUAGGCAAAUAGAACCAUGGGUAUAGAUAGGUGCCAUUCUCUAGGGUGGUCUAUUGUUGUUUUAUUUAACAUUAUUUUUAGUGUCUUGUUCCAUCUUUCUACCAUACCAUUGGCCUGUGGUCUGUAUAUUGUGGAAUGCACUUGUAUAAUACCUAGCAAUUUUGUAACGGCAUUGGUUAAGUUGGAAGUAAACUGUGUUCCAUUAUCUGAUAAUAUUUUAUCAGGGAACCCAUGUCUUGUAAAUACAUCUAACAAUGCCAUGCAUAUUGUUUCUGAAUUAAUGUUUUUAAGGGGAAUUGCCUCUGGCCAUCUAGAUGCCAUAUCAAUCAUGGUUAAAAUAAAUUUGUGUCCCUUAUUUGAUGGCGGAUUAAGAGGACCAAUGAUGUCUAUAGCGACCUUCUCAAAGUUUCUGCCUAUUUUAUCUGUGGGUUGUAUGGGUGCUCUGUGUUUACUGUGUAUUGGGUUUUUGUCAGACAUGGUAUGCAUUUGUUUAUAAGUUUCUUUAUAUCCUUGUGAAUGUCUGGCCAAUAAAAAUUCUGUGUUAUCCUUUCUAACGUUUUCUUUAUACCCAUGUGUCCAGCCAAAGGACUGUCGUGUGCAUGGUUGAGUAUUUUGUUUCUGAGUAUUAAUGGUACUAUUAUUUGAGAUCUUUUGACUUCACCUUUCUCAAAAUUUCUAAUUAGAAUAUUGUGUUUUAUUGUGUAAUUAUGUCCUCUAAAAAUUGAGUUAUUGUCUUUAAUUUUGUUUCUAAUGUCCUGAAUUUGCCUAUCUUCUGUCUGCAUUCUAAUUAUGUCCUCUCUUGAUAUUUUUUUUGGAAUGUCUAAUUUUUCUUCUAUUUCAGGCUGUGUCUGACUAGUUUUAUGUUGUUGUCUUGUUAUUGCACUUAUAUACUCUUUGGUUAAUUUUUUGGAUUCAAUCCACUUUAAAAAUAGUUCUUGGGAAUUAUCUGGAAUUUCUUUAAUAUUUCCAAUUAUUAACUGACAGACUGGGUUGUCCAUGAGAACUGCCGUUACCUUUCCUGUUAGCCAUGGACAGUCUAUUUCCACUACUGCUUUAUAACAUCAACUUUUGUGUUAUUUGCUAACAUGACUGUGGUUUUUUCAGAUAUGUAGUCUUUAGGAUCAAUCAAUUUUUUGUCAACUACUAUUGUUGUCCAACCUGUGUCUCUUAGACACUGAACAAGUUGGUUGUUUACAUAAGAAGGAAAAAAUUGUAAACUGCCUUCACUGUGACAUGCGCUAGCUAAAGUUUCAUGUGGUUUGGUGUUGUUUUGUCUACUGUUGGUCUGAUUGGAAUUAUAUCUUUGGUUUUUAUAUGGUUGUCUACUCCUAUUUGUACUGUUGUAUCUAAUUGGGCUACUGUUGGGUGAUGUUCUCUGAUAGUAUUUUUGUGAAUGUCCUAAAUCUCUUUGUAAUUUCCUACACUCAUAUUUUUUGUGACCUGGAAUGCCACAGUAGAAACAUUUGUUGUCCUUUGAGUAAUUAGUAUAUGGUGUCUGGUAAUUGGUUUGAUAAUUUUUCUGAAAUUUAUUGUUUUGCCAUCUGGCAGGUAGGCUGUGGUAUCUUCUGUUUUGAUAAUAUGUGUUUGGUUUUUUACUGUCUCUAUCACUGGGUGUGUUUCUAAUAGAAGCUAGUGUUUUGUUUCUAUUAUCUAGCUUUUCAUUGGGGUGAGCAUCUUUAAAUGGUGUGAUUGAGUCAACUAAAUCACGCUCAUUUUUAAUUUUUCGUUCUUUAAGGAAUGAAAAUAAAGAGACUGAUGCAUUUCUUAAUAUUUUGUCAAUAAUAAACAUGUCUAGUAAUGCUUUGGGAUCAUUUAGGUCAAUUUCAGUGAGUUCAAGCCAUUUGACAAGAUUGUCUCUAAUAUUGAAUAUAGUGGUGUUGGGGUCUAUUUCUCUCUCUAAUCUUAUGUUAUGGCAAUUUUUUCUGUAAAUGUCUUCUGUGUUUCCAUUAAACUUUAACAAAACUUUCUUUAUAUAGGUAUAAUUGUUCUUUUGUUCUUCACUAAGUGAAUUAAUGAUGCUUAGGCUUUUUCCUGAUAAUCUGCUCAAUAAAAUAUUUGCCCAAGUCUCUUCCCUAUAAUUGUAAGACUGACAGAUGCCCUCAAAUUGUGACAGAUAACUAAUAAUUUCCUCUUUAUGUUCAUUAAAUUCCCUAAAUUUAGGUUUGUAUGUGCUAUUGGUUUCUCUAUUGCUUGUUGAUGGUGUAUGCUGUCCUGAUUCUAUUCUAGCUCUUUCUAGUUUUAUUUCUUCCUCUCUUAAUUUCAUAUCCUGUUCUUUUAAUUUCAUUUCUUGUUCUUUUAAUUUUAGUUCUUCUAUUUGUUUAAGGUCACUUCUCUUUAACAGUCUAGCUUCUCUGUCUUUGUCUUCUUUCUGUCUUUGACUAUCUCUCUCCUGUUUGUCCCGUAUUUUGUCCAUUUCUCGAGUUACGAAGUCAGCUAAGUUCUCCUGCUUUAUGCCAAGCUUUUCAGCUACAUCUAAUAGUUCUAAGUACUCUGCCAUUUUGAAUUAGUAUGUGUUUGAGUAACUAAAAUAAUAUAUUGGUAUGUAUAAGUAUGUCAGUUAUUUCUUAUUGAGUUAUCAAUUAAAAUAGUUCACAAUAUUACAUUAUAUUUACAUGUUCAUGAAUGAAUACACAAUGCAAGUUAAUAAUUAAUUAAAUGUAAGAAAAAUUUAAAAAAUAAUUAAAUUUUCUACUUCAUAACAUAAAUACAGAUAUGUAGACGUUUACAUGAAUACGAAUCAGACAACAAAUACAAAAGUACUGUGCAGUUAAUGAACAACAAGAUGGUAGAAAGUAUGACAGUAGGUUUUACAAUAUGUAUAACAAUGACAAGACAAAUAGAACAAAUCUGACAAGAUCUACUAAAAAACAACAGUUAGGACAAUGUACAAACUAGACUUCACAACUAACAUAAAAUUAUCCUACAGUGUUAUAAAUAGGGCCAGAAGAAACAUUUACUGCUUUAAUAAAAAAACUUCCCUAGGAAAGAUAACACCGUGGAUAUCCCUAAAGUAUACUUUAAAAUUAAACUUAUAAUAUACAGAAAAAGUAAAAAAUUUACUUAAUCUAAUUAAUUAUUCUAUAAGUAGAUUUUUAAAGUCUUAAAUUAUAUAUAAUACAUAACACAUAAUAUAAAUAAAUACCAAGUGAAAGUGUCCAAAAGAAAUCUGUAGAUUGUCACCUCUGCUCCUCUGUGACGCUAUGAUUUCUGUGUAGUCGAUAAUCCUAUGUAGUAGAUAAUCCUUCUAUGGAGUAGAUAAUCCUUCUAUGUAGAAGUGUACUUGGGUAAAAUAAUCCAAUGAGAAAAGUUACACCACAAAUUGCUGCAAUAAUCCAAUGCAAGUAACUUGCGUAAUAGUGUAAUUGUGAUAAUCCAAUAAUUGAAAAUUGUCUACUUUCUCUCCGAUUCUGUUGAAUUUGUGAGUAAUUGAAGAAUUACUUGAAGAAUAACUUGACUUUAAUUGCGCACUUAGGCUAUGUGCGGCUUAUAUAAAGUAAAGAUUAUGCUGGGGAAAUCUUACUUUCGAUGUCUUGAUAAAACAUCUCAUCUGUAAUGACGUCAGACUUCUGUUGGUCUUGUGUAGUGGAUCAUCUCUUUCGUUGACUAAUAACUGUAAAAUAGAUUUCUUGCUGUUUCUUCCACGAGAAUAUUCACUCCGCUAAGUGUGUUAUAUAAUUGAAGCAGUGUACCAGUUAGCUAUUUGAACUCUGAACUUUUGACUCCUGUGUCUGUGACCUAAAUAGUUUUCAACCGUAUGGCGUUCUAUGUAUUUUCCCGCUCGAAUGUUAAAAUAUAUCGUUGUUACUCAAGAGUUAAUAUUCUGUAACACAUCGUUGUUCUGACAUUUGUAACACAUCUAGUUGUAUCACAUAGUUGUUCACCACUUCUGACACCAUGUGUAACACAUCUACUCUGACAUGGCGUGGGACCUUAUUUCUUAUGAUGUGGGUUAUGUCAGUAGUAUGGUUACUUAUGUUAAUACUUCAGGAUGCCGACUAAGACUUCUUCAUUCUUCCACUUAUUAUCCAGGCACGCAAAGAAGAAUACUCAAUUCUGGUUAAAACUCACAGUACUUUAUUAAACACACUUUACUGAUAAUAUUAAUGAUAAUCCUUGCAUGAAUGUAAUAAUUUCACAUGUAUAUAUUAUAGUAUUCCAUCAUUCAGAAAGACACGUCCUCACACUACUAUAACUCAGCUCAACUGUCUCAUAACUCAGCUCUCCUAGCUCUCUCUACUGCUCUGCGCUCAGCUCUGACUAUAUCAGUCAACUCAUACUUUAUUAUCAUCAAAGCGUGGAAAACAACCGUUCUGACAAAAACAUAAUUUUACUCUCCAAAAACGUGGAGCUCACAUUUGUUCUCAAAAAUGCAAUCCACUCUCUCUCUCGUGGAAAAACAUGGUCAACACAAUUCACUGUUCACUCAUGCUACCUCUCUGUUUUCUUGUGAAAACAUAGUCCGUUACAGUAUGCAUGUAUGUAUAUAUGUAUGUGUGUAUGUAUGUAUUUAUGUAUGUGGGUAUGUAUGUAUGUAUGUAUGUGUGUAUGUAUGUAUGUAUGUAUGUACGUAUGUAUGUAUGUAUGUAUGUAUGUAUGUAUGUAUGUAUGUAUGUAUGUAUGUAUGUAUGUAUGUAUGUAUGUAUGUAUGUAUGUAUGAAUGUAUGUAUGUAUGUAUGUAUGUAUGUAUGUAUGUAUGUAUGUAUGUAUGUAUCAUGUAUGUAUGUAUAUAUGUAUGUAUAUAUGUAUGUAUAUAUGUAUAUAUGUAUGUAUGUGUUGUGUGUGUGUGUGAGUUCAAGAGCUCUUUUUGGAAUUAUAUUUAUAUAGCUCAUUUAAGAAAAAAACAAAUUUAGGGCACCCGGCCCCUAACGGGGUAAUAUGAAAAUGGUUGUACUAAAUUCAGAAAAAUUUGCAGGCAUGCGGACAGCAACUCAACAAAGCGGAUGAAUUGUAUAAAAACGCAAACGGGGCAGAUAUACAUCAAUUAAUUUAUAUAAAAACACUACCAACAUUUAAUAGAAUAAAUAUUGUUAUGUAGAUUGUGUCUACAGAUCCGUUAUGGCUCUUUGAAACAGUUUUAACUGUAUUCCUACAUACAUAUCAGAAAUUGCAUUAUAUACCUUUUAGAAUUUGAAUAUUUAUUCUGAAACGCAAAUGAUUUUUUUUCUAUCUUUGGACUGUUGUGCAGAUAAAAACAGUUGUUGAAAAAUCUAUAAAUAUUUUAAAACCGUAUGGCUAUAUGACUCUCAUUACAAAUCAGCGCUAUGGAGGCUAGGAAGAUUUUUAGAAAUUGUUAAAUUGGCAGUCACGAUCUGAACCCUACCCCCAGAUAACAGUUAUAUCGGACACAAAUGUUAGAUUCCAGAAACGAAACUAGUCCGUGUGAAUAGGGCAGCCCACCGCAACAGCGUUAUUGAUGUUUUCUUAAAAUUACAUAAAUGUCUGUGCGUUUUGCCUGUAAUAAUUCUGGGUGUACGCACCAGACACUUUAGUCAAGGAACGCCACUGUAACAUCCAGUAUUGCUGCAUAUAAGAAUUUCACAAACCAGCUUGUCAAUAGGGCUUGUCAUUUAAUGGCGGAAAUCUAUUAAUAGAACUGAUGUCACCAUUACUGAUCAUCCGGGUACUCAGCGCGGACAAAAUGUCAACACUGUUAAGUAUUACUAUGUUAGCGAAGUGUCCCUGAAACUUGUUUACAACUCUAUUUUACGAAAUAUUUUACACAUUUUUUUUGUUUACUUCUGUUUUCUCAAAUGCGACUUCAUUGCGCGCACGGCAGAUGUAACAGUAACUCUAGAUACAAGGAUCGUGCGAACGAUAUGCUGAAACACACUAUAAGCUGCCAUGUUUUAAGCAAUAUUUGUCCGCGGACCUUCUAAAAAUAGAACGCUAGACGUUUUCCGGUCUUAGAAAUGACAAAGCCUAUAGGGUGAAUACGGGGUCAUGACCGAAAAAAUGUGUUGGUCGCUUAUGUCUCUGGAGAUACACAAAUUGAGUUGUCUCUGACCACCGGCUUGUCCAUGCAUUGCAAUUUGAAUCAGGUUAAUUUAUUUUUUGGUUCACUUCCGUUUCAUCGAAAAGAUCCCCUAAUAUUGAGUUUGAUUCGGGUUAAAGACACUGAACGUUGCUAGUGGAGGACCCCGUAUAGCUUCUCUUUCUCACAUUGGAUGAGCGGGUAGAGUAAUGGAGGGUGCUGAUGGCGAAGUUUUAAUAUGGUAACAUCUGGAACAUGGGGAUCUUAACAGUAACUGAUGAGAUAGGUUUUGAUUAUUUCUACCUACAGCUGCCAGAAGAUUUAGUCGGCUUCUUAAAUGUGGACGCUUUUGAUAAACCUGGUCUCUUGUAAACAAAAGUACCAUAUAUCCAGUACACAUGAUUAUUAAUACAUGUUUGCUACUCGAGAAGGUCAUACUUCUUUUGCAGUACCAUUAUAAUUUGUAUCUGAAAUUUAUAGCAAAAUAAACCAAUGACAUUGAUUUUAUUUUCAGAUUCAGUCUGUCCAAAAGACAAUUUCAUGUAUGGUCGUGAUUGUGAAAAUGUAUGUAACUGUGCUGUAGAAGGUGAAAAGUGUUUUGUUAGUACAGGAAACUGUCCAUCUGGGUGUAAGGCUGGAUUUUAUGGACAAGGAUGCACAAAACGUAGGUCAUUUUAAAUCUUAAUUUUAUUUUCAAUCCGAAAUAUUUUUACGACAACGAAGUUGAUUUCUAAUUGCAAUAAGACAAAGUGCAUUCAACCGAAUGAGUCACACAAAAACGAGGAUGCGUCUGAAUAAAUUGGAAGUUUAGGGCAAGGAUGUCUGAAUAGCACAGAGAAAUAUAAUAUGACUAGGUUAGUCUAAAUAACAAGACUAUCCUAAACAUUGUUUAGAAUGAAUAUCAACAGGUCGGUUUGUUUAAUGGAUACACAGCUCAAAAAAAGUAUGUUAAAUAAAUAAUACUAUAUCUAUUUUAACUCCUUUAAACAAAAGGACAACAAACACAAAUUCAGCAUAUCAAAUAUCAAUCAUUAUUAUGUUAAUAUUAUGAUUUAAAAUGUACUUGCAAAGAGAAACUGAAGCCUACGUUGGUUUACUAUUUAAUAAUUACAUUAAUAUAAGUUUCAUUUUUUGGCAUAACAGAAGUGUGAUAAGAAAUAACGAGUAGUGACUGAGGAACAAAUUCUUCCAGGUAGACUAAUUGAUAAAUAAGUGAAUUUAUGAACAGAAUAACGUACAAACCCAUAAUAGAGCUCAACUUUACAUCUCUCUCUCUCUCUGUCUCUCUCUCUCUGUUUCUCUCUCUCUCUCUCUCUCUCUCUCUCUCUCUCUCUCUCUCUCUCUCUCUCUCUCUCUCUCUCUCUCUAUAAAUAAGUGAAUUUAUGAACAGAAUAACGUACACACCCAUAAUAGAGCUCAACUUUACAUCUCUCUCUCUCUCUCUCUCUCUCUCUCUGUUUCUCUCUCUCUCUCUCUCUCUCUCUCUCUCUCUCUCUCUCUCUCUCUCUCUCUCUCUGUCUAACUAACCUUUCCCGCCCUAUAACCUGGGAUGACAAAUGCUUACAAAACAUCAUAAUCCUUUUAAAAUGUAUUUGCUAAUAAAAUCGUUUACAUAUAGAACAUUGUGAACCAUUCAAUAAAUUCCGUCUAAACAGAUAAGGUGAUUUUUAAUAUGUGCCCAGUAAUAUUUAAGUUUUAAGACAUUGGGUAAUUUUAUAACAAAACUCAUCUUCCUUGUAUUACAUUGUGGUACAUUUUUAUGAACAUGGGUGGAAAGAGGAAUGUAUCGAAAGGAAUGAAUUGUGGUGGAAAUAAAACAAUGAUACUUUAAGAUAAUCAAAUAUGUAUCAUGUAUGAAUAAUUAAAAUGUAUUCAUUGGAAGUCACAGAACAAUUUUAAUAAAAAUCAUUAUUUUUCUUUAGCUUGUGAAGCUGGAUACUUUGGUAUCGAUUGCAGAAAAAAAUGCAGUAAUAAUUGCUCCAGUCAACAAUGUGAAAGAGUAGAUGGCAAAUGUUACAGUUGUGCGUUAGAAGGAAAGAAGCUACCAUAUUGUACACAAGGUAUAGAUAUAUUUGACUGCAAUUACCUAUUUACAAAAGCCAGAAUAUCGUCAUCUUUACAAAUACAUGUAAUGUAAAGAUAUAGUUCUUUAAAUAAAUUAUAAAAAUUAUUUAUUUAAUCAGAUUGCUUAGAAACAUCUUUGAAUCAUUUAUAUUUUUGUGGGGAAAAAACACUUUAUGGAGCUUAAUACUUCUUCAAAACACACGCACACACACACUGGAAAUACGUUAAUUUGAAAGUUUCAUAUUAAUCUGCGUGCUGUGUGGUCGAGUAGUCUAAAGUGAGAAAAUCCCUCCCUUGUGGUCUGGAGCUCAAUCCCCACCAAGGACCAAGUCACGUAAAGACGUCAGCACUACCCCGGAUGAAUGAGAUCCAUCAUCUAAGUGAAGGAAACUCUGACUCAAAACCCUCUAAGGAGCAUCUUAGGCGGAUACAUUAAUAAAAUGAAGAAUCCCACAAAUUAUGUGACGCAGAUAGUCCCAAGCCGUAUAUCCAUUCUUGGUGUUCCUUUGGGUUUUCUAGGUGAGUGGAAAGAGGCCAUACAAAAAUUGUCUUAUCGAAGCCAUUAGUUUGUUGACAUUUUUUUCAGUAUAAGGAAUCUAUCUCUAAAUUUCAGAUUGUGAUCCUGGUUUCUAUGGAGCCGAAUGCAAGUCCAACUGUUCAAGAAAUUGUUCUCAAUCUGGUCCUAUUUGUGACGUCAUUAAUGGAGACUGUUCAGCUUGUAUUCCUGGUUACUAUGGCAACAAAUGUGCAGCAGCUUGUCCAACAAACUGUAAAGAUUCAUUCUGUGAUUUCAACUCUGGUAACUGUAUAAGUUGUCAAGCUGGCUACCAUGGAUCUCGCUGUGAUGAAGGUAAACUUGCAAACGCAUGCUAAAUAGCAGUUAUUACAUUUAUUUAUUUGAAACACAGAAAAGAAGAGGGUGGUGCAAGAGCUACCUGCCAGGGGUCAAUCCCUGAGCAUAACCUGCAAACCUCAUCGGGGUCACACACAUUCGAAUAGCAGAGCGAGCGACAUGACGGGCCAAGUGUUGGUCAUGCAAUGGUCAUCGUCGUGCAUGAGUGACCAGACAGAAGUAGAACUCAGCUCAAAGCUUCACGCUAAUUUUAAAUUAUGUGUGUGUGUCCGUGUUAUAGUGUAGCCUAGGGUUUAAACUAGUGUGUUGCAGUAAUUCUACAAAGUAAAACAUUGCCAACAUUAAUUUGUUUAAAGUUAAUGUAAUAAUUUUUUAAGACGCAUUAGUGUUAUAAGCAUUUUAUUUGCAAUUUUGAGUGCAACGCCGGAUUAGCCAAAAGUUGAACGUAGGCCAUAGUUUAAAGUGCAGCAGUCAAGGACGUAUAUACAGAAAAAAAAUUACAAUGUUUUUAAUAUUACCAUGUUUAUUUUUAAUACAUAUACAUUUAAUAAAUUUAAAUCUACAGUUAAUUUUUCUACAUGUACAAUAUGCCCUCACGUCACCUAAAUAUAUCCCAGCUUUCCCAAGCGCUUAUUGUUAUGGAAAUUUAUUUGCAAGUGUUGACCAAGCCAUCUGUGUGUCGGAAUUAGCCUCCAAAUGCCCCCAGUAGUCAAGAGCCAUCCUCAUCAAGUUAACAGAAUAAAACACAUUUAUAAAUAUGCUCAUAGUAAAAUUGAACUCAUUCAUUCCUUGUAAACUUAAAAAAAUAUUAAUUCUUUUACUCUUAUGUAAUAACAAAGAAACUUUAUAAUUGCUUUUUUUUUUUUUAACAUUCCUAGAAUGCAGUAACAACACGUACGGUGAGAAUUGUAAAAACAACUGUAGCUCCAAAUGUAUCAGGAGGAUUACUGACGAUAGAAUUUGUAACCGUGUCAAUGGACAUUGUUAUAAUGUUUGUCUCAGUGGAUUUGAAGGAAGUAACUGCACCAUUUGUAAGUUUUUAAGUAUUAUGUAUAGUUUGAGCCAAUGGUUUAAAAUACAUAUUAACUGCAAACAUUAUGUUACGCUGUUUUGAUAUGUUGUUAUGUCUGUUUGCUUUUAUAAAUUGAAAUAUUCAAAUGAAGGGAAAAUCGUAAAAUUUGCGAAAACUAUUUAGGCAUUUAUAUUACUCAGUACUGCACACCUACUAAGGAAAGGGGGGGGGAAAGGGGGGGGGGGUUCAUGCAGAGCAGAAACUUAUCAUCACUCUUUGUGUACGAUCAAUAAAUUUGAAUAUGUCAGCGUGGCAUACAUUUUGAAGAUAGCCUACCUAUAUAUUGUAGCAAACAGUAUUUAUUAACUUUAGUGUUUCAACAUUAAGAUACAUUGAUAAUGAUAGGAUAAUUUCCAGGCUUUCAUUAUAAGAUUGAUAAUGUCAGUUAAACAUGUUAGACUUUCUUCCUGGUAUUUUCUCAAAUGUGUUCGAUAACCCGAGAAAUGUAAACAACUCGUCAUAAGUCUUUCUGGGAGGCAUGGCUUACGCGACCUAUAUAAGGGAUUGACAGGCACGGACGGAGAGACCAGGAUUCAGAUAGAUAUUAUUAACUUUGCGAGGCGUGUAUUAUUCUUUGAGUAUUUGUGUGUUCAUAUGUUUUUAUUUCACAUUUAUCAUUAUUCAUUGGCACAUUAUUCUGUGUUAACUGUGUACCGGUACAAGAUCCACCAUACUGUAAGUUGAAGAUUGUUAUAUUUUCUUUUCUUUUGUAACUAUCUUAAGACUUAAUAAAUCGUAUUAAUUGUAACUAGAAACUGCUUUGGGUGUCGUAUCUUUAAUAUUGUUGACUCUAUGGUAUCGUCCUUCGUUAGGCACUGUUAACAACCAGCCAAUUAAAAUUAACAAGAGAGAUUAAUUUCUCAUAUUAGAAGCCAGUGCGUAACAGUCACCAAUUUGUAAAUAAAAUAUUAAUAUCUAAGUCAUGGAUGAAUCUUAAAUAUGUAAAAAAAAACUUAGGAGGGAGGAGGUGUUUAAAAUAUUGUACUUUUUUCAGUUUCAUAAUUAUAGCUUAUGUGAUUCCUUAUCUACGACGCUAGGUACCUUAUCUAUUUUACAAGUCUAAACAACGUUAAUAUAACGACCAUCACAGUCUUCAAAACUUCCCUAAGACCCUCUCUUUAAACUGUAAUAUACCGUACUGUACUAUACUGUUCUUUAGUUCUUGGGUGAGUGAGGUCAAGUUUUUUACUAAUUGUUUGUUUUUAUGUAAUUGUUCAUUUUUUUAUGAAGUGCAGUGAGCCUAGCCCUAAGCUGGGUUACUGCACCAUAUAAAAUCCGCUUAAUAAUAAUAAUCUCACUCUGAGUAUUCCCCCAAAAUAUUCAAAUUUUAAGGAGUAUAUCAUAUUCCUUUUUUUCUUUCUACAUUGAAAGACCUUUGUACAAUAAAUGUAAUAUUCAAGAAAGGUCUCUUUAUGUUUUAAUUGAAAAAGUAGAGAAUAGUAUCGAAAGUACUUGUUAAUGAACUAUUUUAAUAAACUGUGUUAUUUUAUUUUCAUUUAUCAAUAUUUUCCUCUCAAAACUAUUUAAAACGCUUAAUAGCCUUUCCUUUCAUUUCUUACAGUGAAAUCUUCUUCAAACAGCAACCCUGAUGAUGGUAAAACUAUAGGAGCAGUUGUUGGUUCCAUUUGUGGUGUUAUUGUUGUUUUGCUGGUCAUCGGUGGUGUCUUCAUUUUGUGGAGGUAAGGCGGAUGAGCCAGAUAUUUUAUUUACAUUAAUCUUGUGUCUGGAAUAAGUUGGUUAUGAAUUUGAUUUUUUUUUUACAAUUUUGUAGUUUUUCGACAGAAGGUAAUAAAUAGCAGUUUAUGCUUAUAAUUUAGAACUCUGAGAAAUAAUGGCUGAUCACAGAAAAAAACAUCACAUCACAUUUUUUAUGAAAUAAAUCUCCAGUAUGAAUUUUAAAGUAAUUCAAUUGUUCAUACUUCUUGAAAAAUCAAACAUGCUACUUCAUAAUUAAAAGCUUUAUUAAUGUGUGUGCAACAUGCAGUUAUAUAUGAACGUAAUCAAGGCAUACAUGUAAUAGAAAUUUGAGUUGUUGGUUCGUUCAUCGAUAAUCAUCAUUUUAAACAUCGAAUUAGUGAUGGGCCUGACUCUGUCUGUGGGUGAGCAGAUUACUCAUCAGAUCGAUUAUGCCACGAAAUAUUUUUUUGUGCAGAAGGUGCUGGAGAUGCAUGGGACAGAAAUACCUCAGAUUUUUCUGGGUAGAAUUUUGGGAUCUGCAGCAGCUCUUCUGUUCGCCUCAUGUCGCAAUGAGUCUGUGUGUAGGGAGGAACGCCAAGAGAUAAGAUAACUUUUCCCAAGUGUCCGGGUCAAUGUGAAACAAUUUCAAGGAUGCUUUCACUGUGAAGUUCCGGUUUUGUAUUUUUUUUUGGACCCACAGCGAGUCGCUUGCCAAGCAUGAGUUCGUCAUAAAAUAUUAUUUUUGGUCGUUUGAAAUUCUCGGAACAUGUCCAUUAUACAUUAAUAAGGCGUAUAUUCUUGUGAGGCCUUCCUUGGCAAGUAUCUAGUUGUCUGGGACCGUGUCCUGUAAUUCAAUGUUGAGUAUUAUUAUUCGGAGGUUCAUUGUAUGAACAUGGUUCAGUUUCUUAGCAUGUCGUUGAUAGACUUCUCAUAUUUCACCUGCAUAUUUUAACAUUUGGAGAACUGAUGCCUUGUAAUGUUUUAAUAUUAAGAUUGUUUAAAUUUAACUUGGGUGCUGAUGCCUGCCCUAGACUUUCUUUUUUUUUAAAAUUCCGAAUGUUUUCAGCCUCUUUCAAUUAAUUCAAAUGUUCACCUCAUCAUCAAUGGGAAAUUGUGCUGCCAAGGUGAGAGAAGCAGUGAGAGAAAUUUAAAGCCUUUUGCCAUUGAUUGGAAGUUAACCCCGAUAUCAUAUUUUCGAGGAGAUGGUUGAAUGCAGGACAUCAGUCUUUUUUCUGUUAAUGUUAAGACCCACGCUUGUGCAGGCAUUCGAGAAUCUCGCAACAGUGCGUUUCACAUCGAGCUCUGAUUCAGCGUUUAAGGCAUGGACAUUUGUAUACAGAAAAGCUUCUAAUAAUGUCAGCCCGUACCUUGGAUUUAGUGUGUAGUCUCCUGAGAUUAAGUAUUUUACAAUACUUCGUUAUCUGAUGUCCCUCUUAAAGCAUCAGUCAGCAUGGAGUAGACCAUGAUGCUGGAUGGUGUUUGUACCAGAACGCGCGCUUGUUUAACACCAUUAUUCACAGGAAGUGGUUGAGAAAUCUCUCCAAUUUCUCCAAACACUUUCUUGCAUACCCUCAUUUGCCCAUGAUCUCUCAAACACUUCUUUGAUGACAGUUUCUAAAACCUUAGUUAGGUCUACUUAGGCGGAGAAGAAGUCAUCGUUGUGUUUCCUGACACUUUCAUGUAGCUAUUUGGUAGCAAACACCAUAUGCAAAAGAAUUGCCUUUCUGCAAAUAGAUUCUUCUUAAGAUGAACAAUUAGAAGGUUUAGAAGGAUUUUAGCAAGACUCUCGCCUUCAAAUGAGAUUGAAGAUAGACCGUUUAUGUCAUUCAUUCAUUCUCUCUCUCUCUCUAUCUAUCUCUCUCUGUCUCACUCUCUCUCCCUAAUAAUACCACUGUUACUUUUCCGCCCUACAAUUUUUUCAUCGUACUUUUUAACAUAUCUUAAGCCUUUCAAAACAUGCCUUGAACUUAAACAUAGUGUUAAUAUGUUUUAUAAAGAAUAUAAAUUUCAUAAGCUUUGUAGGAAGCGUGUUAACAGAUCGAAUUUCACCAUCAGACAAUUGUAUACGAAUAAAUAUAAGGCUUUGUAUGAAAUAAUGGCUUCGGGUACCGUACACUACAAUACAAAUAUGUUGCAUUUUAAUCAGGAUAAUACAUUAAUAAUAGCAAGAUUAAAAUAGCUAACAGGCUAAGAUCAUCAAUGUUAUAAAAAAAUUGAUUGUACUACACUUUUUAUUUGUGUUAUAUGAUAGCAAACUUUGAGAUUAUAUUAAAAUCUAAGCUGCAAGAAAGCAAGCGUACAUUGUUUAUACGUUAUAAAUAUUACCACAGUUAACAAAUGACUUAAUUCAUGUGAAUAUUGGUGAUACUUUAUACCUUAAACUUGAAAGUCUAUCAAACUUUCAUUUUGACCAAUGAUUUUUGUACGUCUUGUUUGCUGGUAAGAUAGUCAGAGCUCUAAUGUGAAGAAGCAUUAAAAUGCGUAUGAAAUUGUAAACCAUUUUAGCAAUUGUAAGAAAGGAUAAUAUGUUAUACUUCUUCCUUUGGGGAUAUCUGACAGACGAAAUAGGAGAUCUGACAAAUUGCCACCAGGAGAGAACACUUCAAGUAUGGAAAAUUUGGCUGAAGCUGAUUCUCUGAGUAAUGUGACGUCUACUUCUAAGCAAGAACAAAUCAAAAGUAAACAUACAGGUAUGUGAUAAAGUUUGCUACACCAUUUUAGAACAUCUCUACGUUGAUCUACAGAGUUUCAAAUUCAAUUAUGACAUUUUUUAAAUAUGUAAGGGAAUGAUAAUCUUUUCUCGCGAAAAAAUCAAAACCAGACUUAGCUUAAAUGCAUGUAUCUGUUUGUAUGAAUAAAACGAAUUUCUGAUUUAUUUGCCAGUCGGACCAAGUAAACUGAAAAAAUCUUUUGUUAUAUUAAGGUGGUUAUUAACUUGUAGAGUUUCUUUUUCUUUAAUAUUUGCAGGGAGUCUUCUAUGUCUUCCUUGCCUUAAUAGUGACAUUUUAAGUGCAUGAACCCUGACAAAGGCAGUACAUAGAUUUUAAAGAUUGUUAACACAACUACUUUCUUUUUAAUUAACUUCAAAUGUCUAAUAAUGCAUCGUUAUCUUUCAGCCAUUUAUUGGCAUAAAUCGGCAUAGCCCAAUGGUUUUUAAACCUGUGUGAACAUCUCGUAUAUAUCGUCAUUCCAAACAUACUAAGAAGCUAACUAGUACGAUACUAUCCAAUUAGUUUAUUUUAGCUUAUUUGCUUUACAUGAAGGAGCUUACUUCAAAGAUAAUCUUAAAUAGAAGUGUACUUAUCUUUUAAGACUUUCUUCCAAGUGCAUAUUACUUUUUUAAAUUGACAAAGCAAUCAGCCUAAUGCAGCACAAUACGAGAAAAUACUAAUUCGAUUGUAUUUUUACAGUGAAACCUACCAUUCCUCAAAAACCUAAGCCAUCAAGCAUUAAAGACGAAGCAACUUGUGAAGAAAAGGGCAAUGGAUAUUAUAACACGGUGACUCUACAGCCUAUCACGGCUUCAACUGUUAUCACAUUGUCUAAUCUUCACAGUUACCUUCUAACUCAUAGUAAAGAGUAUCUCCAUGAACAGUUUAAAGUAAGAAGUACAAAGUGUAACUGUUAUGAUUAUUUUAAAAAAUUUUUUUCGGGCAAUUCGUUGUAAAUCAAACUUUAUUUUUGUUGCCAAGUUUCUCCUUUUCAUUGUUUAAAAAACAAGAAGCAGUAAUUUCAUGCAGUUGCAUUAUAUUUCUAUUCAUUUUUUUUACUUUUAUCCAUUAUUUAUUCAUUAUUUUAUUAUUUACUAUAACGUAUAUAAAAUGCACGCAUUUUUCUUGAACCUCUUCUUAGGUCAUUCGUAUUUUUUACAUAUGUUUUACUGUUCAAAGACUUCCAGACUAAAGAUUUUUUUUAUGCUAUAGUUUAAGAAGAAGGCAAGAUUCCAAAACUACAUUUUAAAAAAAAAUACAUUUUGUUAAUUUUAAUAGAAAUUCUCUGUAGUUUAGUCUUGUGGAAAUAAAUAAAUCUUUGGUUCACCACAACAAUGAUAAAUAAAAUUUCUUUACAUCAGAAUUUCAAUUUUAUUACUGACUCUUAACGUUAAAUUUAUGUAUGUAUAACAAUGGUCAUAAAAAGCCAAGCUUUGUCUAAAAUGAAUGGUUUCGGGCCCCAGUUACAAAUUGAUGCAACAAUCCAAUGUUUCAUGGUGUCCCCUACCUUGUUUCACAUAUCACCUACCACCUAGCCCGAUCUCCCCUUAAAAUUUUUUAAAAGUUAAUAUUGUUAAAUAGUGUGCAUUUUUCAAGAAUUGACAACCAAAACAGCUUGUUUGCAUGUUUACUAAAGUAGCGCUUAGCAGAUCGUUUGCAGUUCAUUAUUAAAUAACUUUUACAGAGUUUACCAGUCAACACAGAGGCUACAAUGACGGUGGGUCUGAGUGCUGAAAAUAAAUACAAGAAUCGAUACAAGAAUAUUUGUCCAUGUAUGAUUUGAUUUUUUAAAUUUUAUGGACGUUAAUUUCAAUACUUUUAAAGGAAAAUGAGUCAAUGUCAUGUAUUAUAUCCAUCAGUUUUAAUAGUAGUCUUCUGUUGCAUGUAAACUUUCAAGCAAAAGCUUUGAUUGUAUUGAAGAUAUUGCACGGAUUUUAACACAGUUGCUCAAAAUAAAGUAUUUAAUUAAUAAAGCUUUUUUUUACAAUGAAAAUAGCCCGUAACAUAGUAGAGUGCUUUAUUAUGCGUUAUCAAUUUUAUAAUUAAAAUAACAAAUAUAUCUAAAAUACAUACAAACUCUACAUUGUAUAACUAUUUUCAAACAAAAUAUGACAUGUUUAAAGCAACUUUUACUAUAAUGUUUUAUUAAAAUCAAAAUAAAAAAUAAACAUAUGUUAAGUAAAAUAUAUCAUCAUUGUAUUUUAAACACAGAUGACCAUGCAAGGGUCCACUUGGAGGCUGACACAACAAAAAUGCACGGAGAUUACAUUAAUGCGUCAUACUCAAAAGUAAAUAAUAAAUAAUCUGUUGGGUUUUUUUUUUUUAUAAAUUGUAUAGUAAAGUAAUCCGCACCACGACAAGUCCAUCAACAACUGAUUAUUUUUAAAAGGCAAUAAUUCGCACUGAAAUGCUUAGAAAAGCACAAAAUUAAUUAAUUUUACGAAAGUUACAGCCCUAUAUGGAUAAGAUUUUCAUGAACUAGCUUCAUCGUUUAUAAUUAGUUUCCAUUGUCAUUUCUCCACUCACGUUUUCUUUUAAAAUGUACUUGACUUAAACGAAGGCUUAAUUUAUGGCUGUUAGAUCGUGAAUUUGAGAUGAUUCACAAAACAAAAUAAUCGAUCCAUAUGACCUCAUGCAAGAGAUGGUUGGGUCAACAUUGACAUGUCAUCAUAAAUAAAAGAUCAAAGUCCUGUCAACUGGGCAUUCAGUGAAGUUCCUUUCUUGUAAUUUAGCUUCGAAAAUUGAACGCAGUGUAGAUGAUUUCAAAUAUGGAAUAUAGAGAAAUGAAUAUCUCUUAUCUUUUUGCUUUUGUUUUCUAGCAAAGACUGAUAUAUUUUCGUUAAUUUAUAUUUCUCUUUCUGACAGCGCUAAGUUGUCACCAAGAAUUUUGCUACUGUAUUAUUUGAAAUAGUUUUGGAAUUGUAUUAUUUGAUUAAUGUUUAGAUUCAUUAUUCUCCAAGCACUGCUUAAGUAGUGUGCUCCUUUUAUUUAAUACAAGACAAAAACUUAUCUUUUGAUAUUAUUAGACAUACUGCUUAUUUCCCAGGUUUUCAUCCAGUAGUGUAAUUUGUCUUUGUAGAGUUUAAGUUCAAUUAAAAUAGAUUUUUCAUUCUGAAAGUCUCUAGUACCAUCUAACUCUCCCUGUAAAAGUUAAGAUUCUAUUUAAGUUAGCAAUCAUAAACCCUUUCUUCUUCUUAGAGUUUAAAUAAAACUGUUGUGUUGUGAACGCUGACACAACUAUUGACCACAGCAUGAUGUAAUCUCUAAUAGUAACUAAUUUUUUGACUACUUUAACUAUAAAAAAGUGCCACUUUAUCAAUUCAGAUUAUUUUAAAUCAUUAAAGAUAUCAAAAUUAUGUAAACUUCUUUUUGCUAAAUUAACGUUGGUUAUUUUGCAGGGAUAUAAUGAUGAGGAAAAGUUUAUCGCAUCUCAAGGUAAGUAAAGAAUACAGGCCUACCAGUUAACUUUGGCCACCCUCAUCAUAAAACACCUACAUAUCUUUCAUAGAGAUUAAUUUAUGAAACCAACAAUAUAAUUAAAAAUGCAGCAUUACUUUGGAUUUAAUAGUAAAAACACUGUUUUAAUCUCAUCUCAAAAGGACCAAACAAGAUUAUAUUAAAUGACUUUGUUCGAAUGUUAUCGGAACAAAAAGUUGAAAAAGUUGUCAUGUUGACUAAUCUUACGGAAGAAGGAAAGGUGAGUUUCUUUUUUAAAAAUGUCAUUUCUUAUUUAUAAAAAUGCCAUUAAAUCGCUAAGGUCAUAGAAAAUUCUUUAACUAUAAAAUAUAUGAUGGAAAUCGAGAAAAAGUGAGCCAGAGUAAAGUGGGACAUGUUUCAGGAGAGGCUUAAAAAUUCCAGGAAAGUAUAUUCGAAAUGAAUGUGUUACACAGUUUGUAAUUUACACAGUAGAAAGAAACAAAAUAUUGCUGUUUCAGCGCCAGAACAACACCACGUGACUAUGACUUUUGCAGAGGGUUUAUGAGUUGAAUUCUUACAUGAUUUCGGUGUAAGUCAACGGAUUUCAAAAAGGGGAGCUUACAUGGUGUAAGCUUUACUAGGGGGACUUUGUAACAAACCGCUUGUUGACCAUAUUGAGAGCCAACAGAACGUCAUACGAUAUGACCGUUCAAAUAGAAAUUAUUAUAUUAUCUUAUAAGAGUAAACGUUGUGUUAACUCGAAAAAAUAAACUAUAGAUAGGACCGAAUAUAUUAUAGUAAAUGUAACAUUUGCGUACUAAUAACGUUGUUACUUGUAAUUAUGGCUGUCGUUUAAUUUUAUGUAAUAUCUAAUUAUCUAAUAAUCCACAUUCACAAACGUCCAUGAUUACUUAAAAGUACGAUGCUAGAACUUCAUGAAUUUCGAAUCACACAAAUUUAUUAACUGAAUAUAUAUACACACAGCUUGAAAUAAUAUCUCUAGGAAAUAAAGCAAACGUAUUUGUCAUCUAACUUCCUCCACUCAGAUCUGUUUAGUCAACAUGAAGAUUUUUUUGAUAGACAAGAGCCUAUAAUGAAAAUACACAGACUGCCAUUUUAAAAGUCGUUCACUUGCUUCUCUGCGCAUGACAUACACUAACUAAUUAACUUCCUUUUCAUACUAACUUACCAAAACAAUACUUUAUCCGAAACAAAACUAGUAUCUCAAUAUUUGAUCUAUGACAAUAAAUAACGUAUUUAACAUUACAAGGACUACCAGCGGGCGCCCCCCCCCCCCCCAAACUUUUCAUAAGUCCUUGGGUGAUCAGUCUGUAAGUCAAUAACAAAUUCACUUUUUUUUAAAAACGUGCUCACAUGAACAUUGUCAUUCAAAAUAAUGUAUCCUUUUUGUACUUAAAUAUAAUUUUUGUAAUGUUUUACAAUCUUUCAAUAGCCUAAUGAAUGCCUCUUAACUUUAUUUAACCAGUCCAAGUGUGACCCAUACUGGCCAGAUGAAGGUGAGACGACAUUUGGAGAAAUACGUGUCAGACUGGCUGCUACACAAGUCUUUGCAGAUUAUACUAUAAGGCGUCUUCAACUUUACGUUGUACGUACACGUUUUAUGUUUCCAUUAUUUAUUUUAGUUGGCUCUUCGCAAAUUACCAAUGAUGUUCACCGUCACACAUCGUUAAUCUUGAUUUGAUUGAAUAAAAUAAUAAUUUUAAAUUCAUGUUUUUAAAAAUUAUUUCAAUGAAUAAGCAGAUUUUGUUUUAAAAAGACAAGUUAUAAAUUUCAUUUUUUAUAUGGUUGUGUUUUCAAAUCCAAUUUAGGCAUUUAUCUACUACAGACUACAUACGAUUUCCUACUUUAUUAAUGAUUUUAUGUUAUAACCUGCAAAAAAAAGAUAAUUAAAACAAUACCACUAUAUCUAGUGAUAACUAUUGGAGUAGUCAGUGUAAUGUAACAAUUUUUUGUUUUCAAAAUAUACAUAAACAUGAUAUAAAACUAAAAUAACAAAUCAAUUCACCAAUCCAGGACUCCCAACCCAUGCACCCAGUGACCCAGUUUCACUUCACAUCCUGGCCAGACAAGGGUGUACCAGAAAACCCCUGGGCUCUAGUGGACUUUGAACAAAGAGUUGCAUUUACUCCAACUAAAAGGCCCAUUGUUGUUCACUGCAGGUAGUUUAAUAUAAAUUAUUCCUAUUAAUAUACCGAUACAUAUAUAACAUUUUCGGAGCCAUACAUUUUUGUAAGUACUAAUACCUAAACGAAUGAAAGAAUAUUGGAUAAAACAAUGUUGCUCUUCUUAUAGUUUAUUUAUCUAAAGAUUUAAAGUAAAAACUCUAUUUAAUUUUAAUAUCAAUAAGACAGAAUAUUUAAAUUGUGAAGCAUUCUUCUUUCUUUCAGAUAUGUUGCUAUGUUCACGAAGGAAUUGCAUUUUGUUGAUUUAAAAUAAAUAUAAUUGUUGUUACUAAUAAAAAGGGAUUAACCUUGCUAACCAUUUGUCACGUGACAUUUUGCAGUAACUUAAGUACACGCGUGUUAUGAUGGAGCCCAUCAUUUAGUGCUAUUUAAAAAUAAGUUUUGUCUGAAUUCACUUGAUUCAAACAAUUGUUUCUAGAAAUAUUUUCAAACAUAAAUGGCAUGCUAUUUUUAUACAGCAAUUUCUGAUUAUUUCAGUGCUGGUGUUGGGCGUACAGGAACAUUCAUAGCUCUACGUAACGUAAUGAGAGAAGCUGAGGAUACACAACAGAUGGAUUUUUUCACUACUGUGGCCAAACUCAGGCAGGACAGGACCAUGAUGAUACAGACAGCUGUGAGUUAC
Messenger RNA from Lymnaea stagnalis (great pond snail), 65897 nucleotides. The record is from the annotation of a GenBank genome assembly. NCBI's taxonomy places the organism in Eukaryota, Metazoa, Mollusca, Gastropoda, Lymnaeidae.